CAACAUUUUCCAGGUGGCAUUGGAGGCCCCUAUGUACCGCCACCGCUGACACACGUUUAUGGUCAGGGCGAUAUCUCGCCGCCCGUGUUCGAGCAGAUCUUUAAGAACGCACGCUUCGCCCAGGGCGGCAACGCUCUCUUUGAGGGCCGCCUGCGUGGCAAUCCCAAGCCAUUCGUGACUUGGACUCGAAAAGGCGCACCACUUCUCGAGUCGCAAAAGUUUCGCAUGAGCUACAACGAGGCCACCGGCGACGUUUCGCUGCUGAUCAAUCAGAUCGGACCCGGCGACGAGGGCGAGUACACUUGCACCGCUCGCAAUCAGUACGGCGAGGCCAUUUGCAGCGUCUACAUUCAACCGGAGGGCGCACCAAUGCCGGCGCUGCAGCCCAUACAGAAUCUGGAGAAGAACAUCUACUCCAAUGGCUAUAGCUAUACGUCCAUUGAGGAGGAGUUCCGCGUGGACACCUUCGAGUAUAGACUGCUGCGUGAGGUGUCGUUCCGUGAGGCGAUCACACGUCGCUCCAACUACGAACAGGAUGUGCAGCUGUCCCAUGAGCUGGAUCGCUCUUUGGGUCCCGCGCAUGCACCGCAAAUUGCGCAAAAGCCACGCAGCUCCAAGCUGAUCGAGGGCGCCGAUGCUGUCUUUACCGCACGCGUCGGCUCCAAUCCCAAGCCGCGUCUGACCUGGUUCCACAAUGGUCAGCGCCUGGUGGCGUCGCAAAAGUACGAGAUCUCUUAUUCGAGUGGCGUGGCCACGUUGCGCGUCAAGCAAGCCACUGCCAAGGAUGGCGGCCACUAUACGCUGCUGGCCGAGAAUCUCCAAGGCUGCGUUGUCUCCUCCGCCGUGCUGGCUGUAGAGCCUGCGGCCGAGACUAGCUACGAACCCAAGCCUGUGGACUUCAUGGCCGAGCAGCUGGAGGCGGGCAAAGCAUUGCCGCCCACUUUUGUUAAGACCUACAUGGAUCGCGAGAUCACCGAAGGCCGCAUGACGCGUUUUGACUGUCGCGUAACCGGAAAUCCCUAUCCCGAGGUUUUCUGGUUUAUCAAUGGACGUCAAGUGCGCGAUGAUGCUUCGCACAAAGUGCUGGUCAACGAGUCUGGCAGCCAUUCGCUCAUGAUAACCAAUGUGAGCCGCAUGGAUGCCGGCGCUGUGCAGUGUCUGGCCCGCAACAAGGCGGGCGAGGUUGCCAUCGAGGCGCAGCUUCAUGUGCUGGAGAAGGAGCAAGUUGUCGCACCACAAUUUGUGCAACGCUUCAGCACCAUGACUGUGCGCGAGGGCGAACCCAUUAGCAUGAGCGCCAAUGCCAUUGGCACUCCUGUGCCACGCAUCACCUGGCAAAAGGAUGGCCAGCAAAUCUCGUCAAAUCCCGAACGAUUUGUGGGCAUUGAUGGCGGCGCCACCUGCCUGGAGAUACCGCAGGCCAAGGCUACCGAUGCUGGCUGGUACCAGUGCACCGCACAAAAUAUUGCCGGUUCCACCGCGAACCGUGCCCGACUCUAUGUCGAAGUUCCCAGAGAUCAACCAAGUCAAGAACAAAGACGUCUCAAUCUACCAAGACCAACAAAAGUUAUCGAGCCUGAACCAAUUCCUGGUCCAGAAAUUAUUUAUUUACGUCAUGUGGAGCGCGCUAAGCCACAUUUGCGACCUGGCGAGGAGGAUCGUGUGUAUCCGCCGCCGCAGUUCAUCAUACCGCUGCAGAAUGUGCAGCAGACCGAGGGUGCUCGCGUGCAUAUGGAGGCACGCAUCGAUCCUGUUGGUGAUCCCAGCAUGGUCGUUGAAUGGUUCCUCAAUGGACGUCCGCUGGCAGCCAGUGCACGCGCCACAUCCGUGUUCAAGUUUGGCUACAUUGCGCUGGAUCUGCUGAGCAUUAUGUCCCACGAUGCCGGCGAGUACAUGUGCCGUGUGAGCAAUGCCAGCGGUGUGGCCGAAUCGCGCGCCAUUUUGUCGGUGGUGCAGCGUCCUGGCAUCGAGCAGACGUCGCAGAAUCCCAACAGCUUGCAGCAGAUCAGUCAGCUGGAGGAUUACUCACGCUAUUCGCGCCAGGAGAGCACCGACGAGCAGCUGAAUCAGGCGCCACAGUUUAUACGUCCGCUGCGUGACUUGGGCGAGUUCGAGGAGGGCAAGAACGUGCACUUUGAGGCGCAGGUUACGCCCGUCAACGAUCCCAGCAUGCGCGUGGAGUGGUACAAGGAUGGCCUGGCCAUUACCGCCAGCUCGCGCAUCACUGCCAUCUUCAACUUUGGCUAUGUCUCCCUUAACAUCUUGCACCUGAGAGCCGAAGAUGCGGGCACCUACACGGUGCGUGCAGUGAAUCGCAUGGGCGAAGCUGUCAGCCAGUCCAACAUACGUGUGCACUCGCGCUCCCAAGUCACCGCCGAUCUGGGCAUACCGGAGCAGCAGCGCUACAUCCAGGGCAUUGAGCAGCUGGAGGACUAUCGCAUGUCGCAGCAGCGUCGCCACGUCCAGGAGGCGCCCGAGGCCAUUGCGCCACCACAAUUCAAGACACCCAUACAAAACCAAUUGGAUCUGCGUGAGCAUGCGCAUGCGCAUUUCGAGGCGCGCCUCGAACCCAUUGGUGACUCCACCAUGCGCGUGGAGUGGCUCAAGGAUGGGCAACCAUUGGAGGCCAGCUCACGCAUCACCACCUAUCAUAACUUUGGCUACGUGGCGCUCACCAUUAAGCAGCUGACAGUCUAUGAUGCCGGCACUUAUACCUGCCGUGCCUACAAUGCCAUGGGCCAGGACACCACUGUGGCCCAACUGACUGUUGUCUCCAAGAAGGAUGAGAUUGUCUCCGAGAGCCAGCAUCCAGGUGGCUUGCAAAAGAUUCAGCAUCUGGAGGACUCUUCGCGCUAUGGACGUCGCGAGGAGGAGGAAACGUCUAUUACACAGGCGCCGCGUUUCUUGGGUCCCAUGAAGGGCACCACCAAAAUUCUGGAGGGUCAACGCGCUCACUUCGAGGCUCGCGUCGAGCCCCAAAGCGAUUUGGGCAUGGUGAUUGAAUGGUAUCACAAUGGACGCUCCAUUACUGCCGCCAAUCGCAUACAGACCUACUACGACUUUGGCUACGUCGCCCUGGAUAUAUCGCAGGUGCGCGCCGAAGACGCUGGUCUUUACCAGGUGGUGGCUAGAAACAAGCUAGGUGAAGCUCAGUUGCAAGCAACGAUGGUAGUCGAAACUCGUUCCAGCAUCGACACAUCUAGCAUGCAUCGCGGUCUCUACGAGAAGACACAGAACCUAGAGAACAAGCCCUUCGUGGAGCCCCAGUACGACAUUGAGGAGAUUUCCAAGUCGAAGCCAGUGUUUGUGCAGCCCUUGACCGAUCCCAAGCCCAUACACGAUGGCAAGAAUAUUCAUUUGGAGUGCCGUCUCGAGCCCAUGGGCGAUCCCACCAUGCGCGUGGAAUGGUUCCACAAUGGACGUCCCGUCACUGUGGGCUCGCGUUUCCGCACCUACUACGACUUUGGUUUCGUAGCCCUGGACAUAAUUCAAGCUUCCGCAGCCGAUUCCGGCGAAUACACUUGUCGUGCCACCAAUCACUUGGGCACUGCCCAUACCUCCGCCUGCGUGCGUGUAAUUGAUCGCACGGAUGUGGUGACCGAGACGCAGAACGAGCAGUCGCUGGAGCAGAUUCAGCUGCUCGAGGAUUCGCGUCGUCGCCAGCAUCGCGAGGAGGACAUUACUGUAAUGCAGGCACCGCAAUUCACUCGUGCCCUGCACAACAUCGAGACAAUGGAGGGCACCAAUGUUCAUCUGGAGUGCCGCCUGCAGCCCGUGGGCGAUCCCAGCAUGCGCAUUGAAUGGUUUGUCAAUGGCAAACCUGUGAAGACGGGUCAUCGCUUCCGUCCCGCAUAUGAAUUCGAUUACGUGGCCUUGGAUCUGUUGGGUUGUUAUGCCAUCGAUUCGGGUGUCUACACCUGCCAGGCACGUAAUCAACUGGGCGAGGCCGUCACCUCUUGCUCGGUGCGCAUCAUUGGCAAAAACGAUUUCAUCGAUUCGCAAACCCAAAACGAGUCGGGCCUGCAGAAGAUUCAAUAUCUGGAGGAUACAUCGCGCUAUCGUCGCAAUGAGUUUGUCGACGAGGUUGUCAACAUUCGUCCACGCUUCCUCACCCAGCCCAAGAGCUUGACCAACACUCGCGAGGGUGCUCACGCUCACUUUGAGUGCAAGAUUGAACCCGUUACCGAUCCGAAUCUGAAGGUGGAGUGGUUCAAGAACGGUCGCCCUAUUACUGUGGGUCAUCGUUUCCGUCCCAUUCAUGACUUUGGCUAUGUGGCCUUGGACAUUGUGGGUCUGAUUGCCGAGGACUCUGGUGUCUACACCUGCCGUGCUGUCAAUCUCAUUGGCUCCGAUGAAACCCAAGUGGAGCUGCAAUGCCGCAGCGGCGAGCAAAUUGUCACUGUUACCCAAAACGAAGCGGGUCUGGAGCAGAUUCACUAUCUGGAGGAUCGCUCACGCUACAGCCGCCGCGAGGAAGUCGAUGAGAGCACCAAGCAGGCGCCUGUGUUCACCACCUCGCUGAAGAACGUGGAGAUCAAGGAGAAUCAACGCGCUCACUUUGAGUGCCGCUUGAUUCCCGUUUCUGAUCCCUCCAUGCGUGUGGAAUGGUAUCACAAUAACUUGCCCUUGAAGUCCGGCUCACGCUUUACUGAAACCAGCAACUUUGGUUUUGUAGCCCUGGACAUUAUGUCCACUUUGCCGGAGGAUGCAGGCACCUACACUUGCCGUGCCUACAAUGCCGUGGGUGAGGCCAUUACCUCAGCCGUCGCAGUGGUGCAUACCAAGAAGUCGAUCUACCUGGAGUCCCAGCACGAGACUGCCCUGCCGCGUCUGCAGCAUCUGGAGGAUGGCUCCAAGCGUCAGCGCAUUAGCGUGCAGGAUGAGUUUGUCUCACAGGCUCCGGUGUUCACCAUGCCCGUGCGGGAUGUGCGCGUGGCCGAGAACCAGGCCGUGCACUUUGAGGCGCGCCUCAUUCCCGUGGGUGAUCCCAAGCUCACGGUGGAGUGGCUGCGCAAUGGCCAGCCCAUUGAGGCCUCCAAUCGCACCACCACCAUGCACGACUUUGGCUAUGUGGCUCUCAACAUGAAGUAUGUGAAUCCCGAGGAUUCUGGCACCUACACUUGCCGCGCUGUCAACGAUCUGGGUCAGGCAGUUACCUCCGCUUCACUCAUUGUGCAAUCCAAGACAGCCAUCCAAAUGGAAACGCAGCACGAAGCUGCCAUGCAUAAGAUUCAUCAGCUGGAGGAUCAUACCAAGUAUCAGCGUCGCGAGGAGGAGGAGUACACUGUCACCACUGCGCCCAUGUUUGUCACCAAGCUCAUUGGUCCCAGCAAUCUGGUUGAGGGCCAAAGCGCCCACUACGAGUGCCGCAUUGAGCCCUAUCCCGAUCCGAAUCUGAAGGUUGAGUGGCUGCACAAUGGCAAACCACUGAGCACUGGCCAUCGCUUCCGCACCACCUAUGACUUCGGCUUUGCCGCUUUGGAUAUCCUUACUGUCUAUGCUGAGGAUAGCGGUGAAUACACUUGCCGUGUCACCAACAAUUUGGGACAAGCGAUCAACUCGAUUGUCUUGAGCGUCACCUCACGUUCCUCGAUCAUACACGAGACGCAGCAUGAGGAGGCGUUGACCAAGAUCCAGCAUCUGGAGGAUGCUUCACGCUUCCAACGCAAGACCGACGAGGAGCAAUUCCAUGCCGAGCGUCCACAGUUCGGACGCCCACUGCGCAAUGCCAAGGUCAAUGAGGGCAAGCCCGUGCAUCUGGAGGCCACUCUCAUACCUGUCAAUGAUCCCACCAUGAAGGUGGAAUGGUAUUGCAAUGGCACUCCCAUUCAAACUGGUCAUCGCUUCAAGACCACUUACGAUUUCGGUUUCGUUGCCUUGGAUAUUCUGUAUGCCCAUGCCGAAGAUACCGGCACCUACAUGUGCAAGGCCAAGAAUGCCGUUGGAGAAGCUGUCACGACUUGUGCUGUAAACGUAACAGCAAACAAGACACUGGAUCUGGACACACUCGAUAUUCAGCGCUUGGAGAAGAUUCGUCAGCUGGAGAACUAUGCGCCGCCUGUUAAGGCCGAAGUGGAGGAGAAGGGCUCGAAGCCUAUUUUCCUCACACCGCUGAGCAAUCUGGAGCAUCUGAAGGAGGGCGAACACGCUCAUCUCGAGUGCCGUGUGGAGCCCAUUAACGAUGCCAAUCUGAAGAUCGAAUGGUUCUGCAAUGGCAAACAAUUGCCCACGGGUCAUCGUUAUCGCACCACGCACGACUUUGGCUACGUUGCCCUGGAUAUCCUCUAUGUUUAUGGCGAGGAUACGGGCACCUACAUGUGCAAGGCCACCAAUCUGCUGGGCGAGGCUGUAAAUACAUGCAAUGUGCGUGUGUUGAAUCGCCGCAGCAUGAUCUUGGACACUCAACAUCCCGAUGCGCUUGAGAAGAUUCAGAAGUUGGAGUCCAAGGUGGUCACCACCCGCACUGAAGUGGGCGAUCAUCCUAUUGGACCGCCUCACUUCACCGCCGAGCUGCGUGGCUCCACGGAGAUUUACGAGGGACAGACGGCGCACUUUGAGGCGCAGGUCGCUCCCGUGCAUGAUCCCAAUCUGCGCAUUGAGUUCUAUCACAAUGGCAAGCCUUUGCCUUCGGCCGCUCGCUUCCAUAUCACCUUUGAUUUUGGUUAUGUGAGCUUGGACAUUACUCACGCCGUAGCCGAGGAUGCGGGUGAGUAUUCAGUGCGUGCCGUUAAUGCAUUGGGACAAGCUGUGUCCGCCACCCAGUUGCGUGUGAUUCCUCGUGGCAGCAUCAUUUCGGACACGCAGCAUCCCGAGGGAUUAGAGAAAAUCCGCAAGCUGGAGUCGACGGCGCCACAUCAGCGCCAGGAACCAGAAACUCCUGGCACACGCCAACGUCCCGUGUUCACGCAGCCACUGCAGAACAUUGACCGCAUCAAUGAGCACCAGACGGCGCACUUUGAGGCACGUCUCAUUCCCGUGGGUGAUCCCAACCUGAAGGUGGAAUGGUAUCGCAACGAGAAACUGAUUGAGGACAGCUCACGCAUCACCAAGCAGCAUGACUUUGGCUUUGUCUCCUUGGACAUUGCGCAUAUACGCAAGGAGGAUGAGGGCGUCUACAUGUGUCGUGCCGUCAAUCCUCUGGGUGAGGCUGUUACCACCGCCUCCAUGCGUGUGGUCACCGAGGCGAGCAUCCAAAUGGACACUCAGCAUCCGGACAGCAUACCGCGCAUCCAUCAGCUAGAGAAGCCACUGGCACCGCUGCCCAGCGAGCCGGAGCGUCACUUCGAGAAGCCAAUCUUCACGCAGCUUCUGACGGGUCCGUCCGAGUUGUGGGAGGGCGCGCAUGCGCACUUUGAAGCGCGUGUGGUGCCUGUGGGCGAUCCAUCACUCAAGUUCGAGUGGUUCAUCAAUGGCGUGGAGCUGCAAAUGGGCUCCAGACUGCGCACCACCCACGACUUUGGCUUUGUUACUCUGGACAUUGCUGCAGUGGUGCCUGAGGAUGCGGGUGUUUACAUGUGCCGCGCCUACAAUGCCGCUGGCGAGGCGGUGUCCUCCACUGCCAUGAAGGUCAAGACCCGCUCGAACAUUGAUGGUCAGCCUUUGAUACCAGAGAGCUGGGAGGCAAUUCGUCUGAAGGAGGCGGCCAUGAACCGCGUACCCGAAAUGUUUGUGGACUCGACGCCUCAACAGGCGCCCGUGUUCACUACGCAUCUGCAGAGCUACGACAAGUUGCACGAGGGUCAGCAUGUACAUCUGGAGGCGCAAGUGGAGCCACGCGCGGAUCCCAAUCUGCGCAUUGAGUGGUUCAAGAACGGCAUCUCUCUGACCACCGGUUCACGCAUCCGCAGCACCUUCGACUUUGGUCUGGUUACUCUCUCCAUCAAUGGACUGCGCGAGGAUGACUCUGCCAUCUACACUUGCAAGGCUAGCAACCAGGUGGGCGAGGCUGUUUCCACCUCCUCGCUGAAGAUUGAAGAUCGCCAUUGGCUGCAUGCCGAGUCACUGCAUCCAGACUCUUUGCCACGCAUUGGACAACUGGAAGCACCCAAGGCGCAACGUCCCGAGGCACCCGAGCCUACCUAUGAGACGCCUGUGUUCAUUACCCAUCUGAACAAUCUAGAGUGCAAGGAGAACGACAAUGUGCGCUUCGAGUGCAAUGUGGAGCCAGCGCGUGAUCCCACCAUGAAGAUCGAAUGGUAUUACAAUGGCAAGCCACUGCAGGCUGCCGCCAAGUGCAAGUCCAUCUAUGACUUUGGCUACUGUGCUCUGGACAUGAGCAACACCUACGCGGAGCAGAGCGGCGUCUACACCUGCAAGGCCAUUAAUAGCAAGGGAUCCGCUACCACCUCAGGCACGCUCAAGUGCACUGGUGGUCAGACCAUGUUCCUGGAUACGCAACAUCCACAGGGCGUCAGCGGUUUGGAGGCUGUGCAGGAGACUGAGGAGGCCAUGGCCAAUCGUCAAGCGAGCAAGCCCAGCAAGCCAGAGACGCAGUAUCCACCACCAGUAUGGACACGCCCACUCCAACAGGAGUUCCAUUUGGCUGAGGCACAACCCAUACACUUGGAAGCGAAUGUGGAGCCCAAGGAGGAUCCUAAUCUAUUCAUUGAAUGGUACUUCAACGGCAAACUGCUGCAGCAUGGCUCACGCUUCAAGAUGACCAGCGAAUUUGGCUUCGUUACCAUGGACAUGACCGAGGUCUAUGACAGAGAUCAGGGCAUGUACACCUGCAAGGCCUACAACAAGGCUGGCGAAGCCUUCACCUCCACCACCAUCUUCUGUGGCAGCAAGCAGAACAUUAUUGAGUCCACACAGCAUCCCAAGGGCGCUGAGGGCCUGGAGCAGAUACAGGAUCUGGAGGAUUCACUGCGUCGCGAUGGCCGCAAGCCAGAGGCGCCCGAGUUGGGCGGCCCACCACGCUUCACCAGCGAAUUUGUCAACAUUGCCGAUGUCGGCGAAGGCGAAUUGGCCCAUUAUGAAGCAAACUUGGUGCCGCUGGGUGAUCAGAGCAUGGUCAUCGAGUGGUACUUCAAUGGCAAAGUGCUGGAGGCAAGCCAUCGCGUGCGCACCAUCUAUGCGUUCGGCACAGUGGCACUGGAGGUGCUGGGCACCAAGAUUGAGGACACUGGCACCUACACCUGCCGUGCUACCAACAAAUAUGGAUCAGUGGAGCAAAGCUGCACGCUGGAGUGUGUGGAGAAGCCACGUGGACAGAAGCCACACUUCACCUCGCAUAUUCAACCGCUGCAGGGCCUAAAGGACGGACAGGCCGCUCACUUUGAGUGCACGCUCAUCCCGGUGAAUGAUCCGGAAUUGAAGGUGGAAUGGUACCACAAUGGUCAACUGAUGCGUCACUCAAAUCGCAUCAAGACUGUCUCCGACUUUGGUUAUGUCGUGUUGGACAUUGCCUAUCUGCAGGAUCAUGAUAGCGGCGAGUACGUCUGCCGCGCCUGGAACAAGUACGGCGAGGACUUUACACGCACCACCCUGAAUUGCGGUGGACGUGGCGGUGUCUUCUAUGACAGCUUGCAGCCUGACUCGCUCCAGCGCAUACGUGAGCUGGAGUGCCCGCAAGGACAGCAGGUAGACUCUGGCGCUGCGCCAGUGGCCGAACCACCCAAGUUUAUUACCCAGAUCAGCGACGUGACCAAACUGCUCGAGGGACAGAGCGUGCACUUUGAGGCGCGUUUGACGCCCAUCACCGAUCCUGACUUGGUGGUGGAAUGGUACUUCAAUGGCAAGAAGCUGCCACAUGGACAUCGCUUCCGCACGUUCCAUGACUUUGGCAUUGUCAUUCUGGAUAUUCUUUAUUGCUACGAAGAGAACUCUGGUGUUUAUGAAUGUCGCGCCCACAACAAAUACGGCGAGGAUGUUACCCGUGCCACGCUCAAGUGCGCCUCAAAGGCUAGCUUGAUCCUGGACUCCCAACUGCCACGCGGUAUGGAGGGUGGUCUGGAGAAGAUUGCCAAUCUGGAGUACAGCAUGGUUCGCACACGUGAUGAAACCACCGAGGAAACCAAGGGCAAGGCACCAGUGUUCACUGUCCCGCUUGAGAACAUUGAGAAUCUGCGCGAGGGUGAGAAUGCUCACUUUGAGGCACGCAUUACGCCCGCUGAUGAUCCUAAGCUCAAGGUAGAGUGGUACUGGAAUGGACGUCCAUUGAAGGCGGGCUCACGCUUCCGCACGUUCUGCGACUUUGGCUUUGUUAUCUUGGAGAUUUCGCCUGUUUAUCCAGAGGAUUCGGGUGAAUACUCGUGCCGCGCUAUUAACGAAUAUGGCGAGGCGGUGACCACCGCUACCAUGAAGAUUACUGGCAAGCGCAGCAUUAUCAUGGAGUCGCAGCUACCCAAGGGCAUGGAGGGCACCAUCGAUCGCAUUGCCGAGCUGGAAGGUUUGGGCUCACGCAGCACUGAGUUUGCUCCAGAGGAUGAUACAGGCAAGCCACCCGAGUUUAUUACCACACCGUUCGAUAUGGUCAUAUCGGAGAAUUCGUUGGCGCACUUUGAGUGUAGACUGCAGCCCAUCAAUGAUCCUUCGAUGCGCGUGGAUUGGUUCCACAAUGGCAAGGCCUUGUGGGCAGGUUCCCGCAUCAAGACUAUCAAUGACUUUGGCUUUGUUAUUCUGGAGAUUGCGGGUUGCUAUCAGCGCGAUACGGGUCUGUAUACUUGCAAGGCCACCAACAAGCACGGCGAGGCCACAGUGUCCUGCAAGCUGCAGGUCAAAGGUCGCCAGGGCAUUGUUAUGGAGCCACAGCUGCCCUCGAACUUCCGCACUGGCACUGAGAGCUUGCAGAAGCUGGAGGAGAGCAUGUACAAGCGUGAGGAGCUGGUUAUCGACGAGGAGCAGCCCAACCCACCCAAGUUUACUGAGGACAUUAAGGAUAAUCUGGAUGUGCCUGAGGGCGGUCCAAUACACUUUGACUGCCGCGUUGAGCCUGUGGGUGAUCCCAGCAUGCGCAUUGAGUGGUUCUACAAUGGACGCGUCAUGGCCACCGGCUCGCGUGUGCAUCAGCUCAAUGACUUUGGCUUCAUUGCUUUGGACAUUGACUACAUUUAUGCCCGCGAUUCGGGUGAAUAUACCUGCCGUGCCACCAACAAGUGGGGAACUGCUACGACUACUGCCAAGGUGACCUGCAAGGGCAAGCACAACAUUGUCUACGACUCGCAGCUGCCCGAGGGCAUGACUGCCGAGAAGCUCAAGGAGCUGGAGCGUGGUCGCAUUCCCGAGGCGCCCAAAGUGGUCGACGAAGUCUUUGGUCCACCGAAGUUUGUCACACAGAUCGCAUCGGCGACUCCCGAAGAAGCCGAAGCUGUGCGCUUUGAGUGCCAGGUGGAGCCCAAGACAGAUCCCAAUCUGCGUGUUGAAUGGUACCGCAAUGGCAAACCCUUGCCCUUGGGUCAUCGCUAUAGAAACGUCUUCGACAUGGGCUUUGUCUCGCUGGAUAUUCUCUAUGUCUACAGCGAGGACUCUGGCGAGUAUGUCUGCCGCGCCUACAACAAAUAUGGCGAGGACAGAACCAAGGCUACAGUCUCCUGCAAAAAACUGCCUACAAUCUUGUUGCAAAAUCAAGUGCCUAGAGGCAUGAAGCGUUCGGAAACGCUCACCCAAAUGGAAGCCACCAUUAAGAAGUACACCUCGGAGGUUCAUCUGACUGAGGACGAUCUAUUCGAUCCAGAUCGCAAGCAGCCACCUCGUUUUGUCACACAAAUCAAGGAGCAAUUGAAUCUUACCGAAAUGGCUGUUACCAAAUUUGAAUGCCAGCUGGCGCCUGUGGGUGAUCCCAGCAUGAAGGUUGAAUGGUUCUUCAAUGGCAAACCUUUGCUCUACAAGAAUCGUUUCCAACCCAUUUAUGACUUUGGCUAUGUGGCCAUGAACUUUGGCUGGGUCUAUCCUGAGGACAGUGGCGAGUAUGUCUGCCGUGCUACCAAUUUGUACGGCAUGGAUGAAACGCGUGCCAUUAUCAAGGUAUCUGGCAAGCCUGGCAUUGUCUAUGAUUCGCAGCUGCCUGCGCAUAUGCAGAGCAUUGAUCGCAUUCGCGAAAUGGAAGCGUCCUGGCAGGUUGUGCCCGAUGAGGUUGAUCCGGAUGCUAAGCCUAGAACCAAGCCUACGUUUGUCAGCAAACUGGAGCCACAGACUGUGGAGGAAGGCGAACCCGCCAGAUUCUGCGUUCGUGUCACUGGACAUCCACGUCCACGUGUCAUGUGGCUAAUCAAUGGACACACUGUUGUGCAUGGCUCGCGCUAUAAGCUAACCAACGAUGGCAUGUUCCAUCUUGAUGUACCCAAGACGCGUCAAUAUGAUACCGGCAAGGUGGAGGUUAUCGCACGUAACUCUGUGGGCGAAGCUAUUGCUUCGACCGAACUGAAUGUUGUUGCACGUUCGGAUGAUUAUCGCAAUGUUCUUAAGAACUCACCACGCCCCUGGUAUGAUCACGAGCUAACGGUCUAUCAGAAGGAGCGUCAGGAGAACGAAUUGGAAACUGCAUUCGAUGAGCGUAAGCAAUAUUUAUCCAAGCAGAGCGCACACACGCUGAAGGGUGUGGAGCAUUUGAAGCCGAAGCAAUACAAGCCCGAAACUCCCGAUUGGCAAACGAACGUCAAGGCCAAGAAGAGCGAGGAGUACUACAACAAGCUGCAGGUUCUGGCAACAGAGCAACUAUUGAAGGAAACUAAUUUGCGCAAGGAUACGCAUCAAUAUGCCAUACCCGGCGAUAAGGUGGUCAAUAGCUCAGCUGCCAAGGGCAUGGCACAGUCUUAUGAAGAAAAUCUUCAAGAGACAACCAGCACUACUCAGGUUAAGGCAGCACCACCCAAGGGCGUUGCGCAGCCUUCCGAGUCCUCUGUGCACGGUCGUGAAGUGCAUAUGAACAAGCAGCAGCAAGUGCAGAAGGAAAUCCAAGGCGAUCUGGAGAUUACACGCAAGAUUACAGCCACCGAAACCACUGAAGUGGAACACAAGGGCACCAUUCAAGAGCGUGUGGUCAAGGGACCCGUUAAGCCCGCCAAGGCGCCUGUGUUUAGCAAGAAGAUUCAACCCUGCCGUGUGUUCGAGAACGAGCAAGCCAAGUUCGAGGUGGAGUUUGAGGGCGAGCCCAUGCCUCAAGUGAAAUGGUAUCGCGAAAGCUUCCCCAUUACAAACUCGCCGGAUUUGCAGAUCCACACGUUUAGCGGCAAGUCCAUAUUGAUUAUACGCCAGGUGUUCAUCGAGGAUUCGGCUGUGUUCUCCUGCGUGGCCGAGAAUCGCGGAGGCACUGCCAAGUGCAGCGCCAAUUUGGUGGUGGAGGAACGCAGACGCGCUGGCAAGGGCGGCAUUCAGCCACCCAGCUUCGUCAGCACCAUUCAGAGCACCACUGUGGCCACCGGACAAUUGGCACGCUUUGAUGCCAAGGUCACGGGCACACGCCCCUUCGAUGUCUACUGGCUGAAGAAUGGCAUGAAGAUUCAGCCCAGCAUUAAGUUUAAGAUGCUGGAGGAGGACAGUGUGCAUACACUGCUGAUCAUUGAACCUUUCGCCGAGGACUCAGGUCGCUAUGAGUGCGUGGCUGUCAACGCUGCUGGUGAGGCGCGUUGCGAUGGCGACUGCAUUGUACAGUCACCCACCAAGCCGGAGAAGCCCAGCACACCGGGCAGCGAGAAGGCGCCACAUAUUGUGGAGCAGCUAAAGAGCGUGUCGGUGGAGGAGGGCAACAAGGUUAUCUUCCGCUGCCGCGUGGAUGGCAAGCCAACGCCCACCGCACGCUGGAUGCGUGGCGAGAACUUUGUGAAGCCAUCACGCUACUUCCAAAUGACGCGUCAAGGUGAAUACUACCAGCUGGUCAUAUCAGAGGCUUUCCCAGAAGACGAGGGUACCUACAAGUGCGUGGCUGAGAACAAGCUGGGCAGCAUUCAGACCAGUGCUCAGCUGAAGGUGCGUCCCAUUGAGAAUUUGGAUGCACCCCCGACUAUCACAGCGCUCAAGGAUGUGUCUGUAAGCGAAGGCAUGCCGGCGCAGUUCAAGACCACUGUGACGGGCAAGGUGAAGGCCACCAGUGUGCAAUGGUUUCGCGAGGGUCAACUCAUACCGGAGACACCAGAUUUUCAGAUGAUCUUUGAUGGCAAUAGCGCAGUGCUAUUGAUUGGCACCACCUAUGAGGAAGAUUCGGGCGUUUUUACAGUAAAAGUGACUUCGUCAACUGGACAAGUCGAGUCAUCAGCCAAACUGACUGUUAAAAAGCGACGUAUCUCGGCUUUUCAAUUGCGCACAAUUGAUUCCGCCGAAGAUGAUUCUUCUUCCUCGGGCAGGGAAGAUAGUGCACCAGAUUCGCCUGGUCCACAGCAGCCACAACUGCCUGGCAGUGUCCAUGGCCAAUACUUGACCGUUAAUGGCAUGGUGCAGCAUCAGGGACGUUCACGCACUAAGAAGCCCAAGGUGCGCAGCAAGUCCUUGCAGCCACCAACAAAUGUUGUGCCCUGGCGCAAAUCAACGCGUCCACAUCGAGGACGUUCGUUGGACAAGGCAUUGUUCUUGCCUGGAUUUAAGCCAGAGCCAGUCAAAACAUGGACGGAGGAGCCUAUUAACUUAAAGGUCACGCCCAUUGAGAAAAAGAAGCCCACGCCUAAGCUGGAAGCAGCCAAGGUGGUGCUCAAGUCCAUAAAGACAGAGCGUGACCAAGGCAUAUCGAGCCUGGGCGCUACGCUAGAACAGAUUAUAGCUGGUAAGACUGAAAAAGAGGCUGUGCCAUGGAUAACCAUGCGCGACAAGCUUAAACAGGUGGAGAGUGUGCAGCAGCAAUUGAGCAAGUUUGAUCUGGAUGAGGUUUACCUGCGUCCAAUUGAGGGACAAAUUGAAACCGAUGAGCAGCUGCCACAGCAGGCGCAGGUGGAGCAAGUGCAGCGCAACAAGGAAAUCCAAAGACUGAAGAGCAUGGAGAGCGUAGAGAUAAUGGAAAUGACUACGCAAAUCGAUAAGCUCAUAACACAGCAACAGAAUAACAAAGAUCUUAUACCUUGGAAAGAAAUGCGACAGCAAUUAAAGAGCGUACAGCGUGUUACCAAACAAAUCGAUAAGUUUAAGAUUGAAGAGGUAGAGCUGCGUCAUAUGCAGUCUCAGCAGGCCAUACAAGAAGAAUUCCAGACUACUGAGGAUAAUGCAGUGCUUAUGACCAUAGAUGAUAGCUCUAAGAGCUCCAUAUCAAAGGUUUUGCGCCGCGAAGACCUGCAGCACUAUGAGGAUCAAUCAGAUCUUUUCAAGCAACAGUUCAUUAUCACCGAAGAGUCAAAUAUUAUGCAUGUCUCCGAGCGCGAACGCCUGGAGCAGCAGCGAUUAAUCAGAGAGCAACAGGCUGUGAACUGGCGUCAGCAACAGCAGCGUCCACAGCUGCAGCCGCUUACUUCUGUGGAGGAUACGAUAUCACAGACUAGCGAACGUCAUAAGAUUGUACAACAGCAGAGUCUAAUUGAAGAGGCCCAGCGUCAACAGUAUGUGCAAGUGGAAGACUCGCAGAUGAUGAGUCUGGAGCAAUAUGAGCAUCUUAAGAUGAUCAAUCAGCGCACACAAGAAGAGGCUUACAAUUGGCGUCAGCCACGCGAGCCUCAGCAGUUUAUUCAGGUGGAAGAUUCUACUUUGCUACAUCUGCAGGAGCGCCAGGAUACACAGGAACAGGAAAUGUUGCAACCGCAGCCAGUUAUGUGGGAUCGUGGCAAGCGCCAGCCAAUGCAGCCACAGUCGGAGCAGCCACAACAGCCACAGUCACAGCAAGUUGUGGAUAAGCCCAAAACAUAUGAGGAAAUGCAUGAUGAGCUAGUCGAACCCAAGCCAGCACAGCAACCAGAGAUGGUGCCUGUCAUGUGGGAACGCGGCAAGAAGAAGCCUCAGCCCAAGACCUUUGAAGAGCUGCAUGAUGUGCUGCCAGAGGACAAAACUCAAGAGCAGCCAACUCCAGAGCCUGUCAUGUGGGAGCGUGGCAAGAAGAAUCAGCUUACACAGCAGGUCACAAGCACCCAAGAGUUGACGCAAACGUCUCAGAUAAUUGAACAGUCUCAGAUCGUAGAACAGCAAGUUGUAGAAGAAACCAAGAAGACUGCAGUUCGUCGUGUUAUUCCACCACGUCCAGUAGAAGAGAAAGUAGAGCAGGUUACACUUAAGCCCACACCUAGACCAACUCCCAAGCAGGCGCCAAAGACUGAAGAAUUCCAAUUGACGUCUCUUAAGAGCACCAGAUCUGUGCAGCAGACUGUUGAGCAGUCUACAGUACAGCAGGGCUAUGAAGAGGCUACUGAUGCUCUCACUGAAGACGUAACUCAGGUAACCGAAGUGAAAGAACCACAGCCUGUUAUGUGGGAGCGUGGUAAGAAGAAGCCACAGCAGCCAACAGAGCAGCAGCCAGAUGCAGCCAAAACACUGGAAAUUGCUGAUGACACAUUAGAGGAAGAGACUGUUAAGCCAGUUGAGCCUCAGCCAGAGCCUGUCAUGUGGCAACGCGGUAAGAAAAAGCCCCAACAAUCGACCACUCAAGAAGCACCUAAGACCGUUGAAAUUGCCGUUGAUACUAUGGAAGAAGAAAAGCCAGCAACAAUUGAACCAGCUCCACAACCAGUUAUGUGGGAGCGUGGAAAGAAGAAGCCGCAACCUCAGCAACCAGUAGAAGAACAAGUUGCGCCCACAAAAAAAAAUGAGGAAGCGUCUGACGAGCUUCCUGAAGAGGCUAAGGUUACAGACAAGCCGGAGCUCGUCAUGUGGCAACGUGGUAAGAAGAAGACACCACAACCUAAGCCAACUGAAGAAGUGCAUCCUGAUGAAGUUGAUGCACAAAUCGAGCGAGUUGCUCAAAUUGAAGAACAGGAAGACAUUGUUGAAGAGCGCCGCAGCGUAAAGAAGGUUAAGAAACCAAAGAAGACUGUUGAAUCAACAGAAGAAACUCCACAAGAAGAGGUAUCUGAAGAAAUUGAAGAGCAAGUCUCAGAAGUUAUCGAAGAACAAGAAGAUAUUAUUGAAGAAACAAAGAAAACGAAGAAGGUCAAGAAGCCAAAGAAAACUGCUGAAGUAACUGAGGAAACUGAGAAGCAGGAGCCAGAAGAGGAAGUUGUCGAAGAAGAAGAAGAGCUCGUUGAAGAAAAGAAGAAAACAAAGAAGAUCAAGAAGCCAAAGAAGACUGCUGAAGUAACUGAUGAAACUCUUCAAGAAGAUAUUUUGGAGGACAUUGAAGAAGAAGAUCAGACUCUACAGGAAGAAGUUAUUAAAGAUGAGGAAGAAGUCAUGGAAGAAAAGAAGAAAACAAAGAAGGUCAAAAAACCAAAGAAGACUGUUGAAUUCAGUGAAGAAGCCCCACAGGAACUUACCGUGGAAGAGCUUGAAGAGCAGGAAGAAGUCACUGAGGAACAAGAGGAAGUUGUUGAGGAAAAGCGUAAGGUUAAGAAGAAGAAGCCCAAGAAGCCUGUGGAAACUGAAGAUGAAACUGAAGAGGCUUUAGAAGAAGAAACAGUUGAAGAUGAAGAGAUUGUUGAGGAAAAACGUAAGAUUAAAAAGUCAAAGAAACCAAAAUCAAAGGAAUCUAAGCAAGUUGAAGAUGAAGCUGAUGAAAUUGAGCCUGAAGAAGUCGAUGAAAUUGAAGAGACUUCAGUUGAGAAGCCUAAGAAGAAGCCAACUGAAAAGCCAACAGUUGAAGAGGUAGAAAAGGUAAAUCUGAAGCCAGUUUCAAGAAAACAACAUUUACUUCCUGAGAAGGAGCAGCUUGAGGAAGUCAACUUAAAACCAGUCAAGAAAACGUCUUCUACUGUGGAGCCACAACAACCAGAGACUACAGAAAUAGAUAUUGUAGAAAAGGUAACUGAGAUCACCACUGAAGACCAAAUUGUAGAUGUUACCAAGAAACGCGUAAAGAAGAAGAAGCCAAAAACUAAGUCCACAUCUGAUGAUACUACUGAAGAGCCAACGGAGGAAGUUGAAGAAGAAGAGGAAGAGACAGUACCAGAAGACAUUGAGACUGUUGUGGAGUCUAUUGCCGAAGAACAACCUGACGAGGAAGAAAAGCCAAAAGAGAAAUCUAAACCAAAGCCCAAAAAGGAAGUUAUCGAAAUCGUUGAAGACAUAGCUUUGAAACCAGUUAAACGGGGAACAAAACAAUUACCUCAAGAAGCUGCAAUUGAAGAAGUACAGCUCAAGCCAACCAAGCGUAACAUUGUCAAGCCAGAGGAGGUCAAACUGGAAGAAGUUGAUCUACAGCAUGUUGAAAAGGUUGAGGAAGAAAUUGUACAAGAGGAGAAGCGCAAAGUUAAAAAGACUAAGAAACCCAAGCACGAAGACAUGCCUGAAAUUGAAGAUGCGGAACCAACGGUCUUGGAAGAAGCAGAGCAUAUGGAUAUUGAAAAAGAGCCUAAGCCAAUAGAGGAGCAACUUCAACUGCCAUACAAGCGUGGAGAGAAAAAGAAGCCGGUCGAGCAGCCCAUAGAGGAAAAACAAUGGCCAACUGGCAAACGCAGACCAUUGCCUGAAGAGCAGCCUGAAGAAGUGCACCUGAAACCGAUUCCAGGAAAGCCUGUAGAAGUUCCAGUUAAACCAGAAAAGGCAAUACCUGGACCACAAUUGGUGCCUGAAGAAAAGGUAGAAAGUGAAGACGAAAUAUCAGAUUUGGAGCCAUUAAAAAUGGCAGAUGAUAAACAGCCGAAAGAAAAGGUCAAAAAGGACAAGAAAAAGAAGCCCAAGCUAAAGAAGGCUACCCCAUCGGUUGAUGAAGUAUCAGAAGAAGUAGCAGAACCAUUUGCAGAGCCAAUUGCUGAGGAGGAUCAAGUCGAAGGCCUGCCUGUGGAUGAUGUAAAAGUGGUUGCAGUAUCUGAAGAUGUGCAGCCCGAAGAGGAAGUUGUGGUAACCGAUAAGACACCCGAAGCUAAACAAAAAGCGCACAAAAAACGCACGAAGCCUUUGAAACAAGCUUCGGUGGAAGGACAGCCACAACUGUUGGAGGCUGCCAUUGCUGAAAUCGAAAAGGCAGAUGAAAUUUCACAAGAGAUCUCACAAAAGACAAUUACAUUAUUAAAGAAGACUGAAGACACAAGACCACAAUUCAUUACCACAGAACAGCUCAUCGAACUUGAUGUAGAGGACGUAAGACGAGAUCUCGAAAUGAAGCUCACUUCAAAUAUUAUUAAAAAGGAAAAGCGCCGUGUGGUGCUGGAUGACAGUCAGCCACUGCCUGAAUUGGAGCUUAUUACACAAAAGCGCAUACAAGAGGGUAUCGAUAAGGUGGCUGAUGAAGAGCUUAUUGAAGAUCAACAGCUGAUGCAAAAUCUACAGGAGACCACAACCUCUGAGGUGAUUGGCCAAGAGCGCAAGCUGGUCAAGAAAAAGAAGAAGGAAAUCAAGCCACCACGUAUUACCGAGAAGCUACGCCCACGCCAAUGUGUGCCCGAGGAGCCAACUGUACUUGAGUGCAAGGUCGAAGGUAUACCAUUCCCAGAGAUUAAUUGGUACUUUAACGAUAUGCUGCUCUUUGCCUCGGAGAAGUAUGAGAUCACAGUCGUCGAGCAGGUGGCACAACUGAAGAUUGCUAAAGUCACGCCAAGCGAUGUGGGAGUUUACACAUGUGAAGCUAAGAACGAAGCUGGUGUAGCCACAAGCCGUACCAACAUUAUUCUUGAAAAAGAACAAGGAGUUGCGCCGCAGUUUACGAAACCGCUACAGAUUGUGUUUACUGAAGAAAAAGAGCCUGAAAGACUCAAGGUAACAGUUACAUGCCAAGUCACAGGCCAGCCAAAGCCACAGGUUAAGUGGUAUCGCGGCAUUGAGGAAGUUAUACCAAACGAGGCUCUGCAAAUGUUCUACGAUCAGCAGACAGGCGAUGUAGUCUUGGAGGUUAUGAAUCCUACGCCCAAUGAGGCCAUCACUUAUUCAAUACAGGCACAAAACCAAUUUGGUCGCGCUAUUGGCAAUGCCAAUAUUAUGAGUCGAUUAGAUGAGGUGCCCAAGGAAAUUCUAAAGGCACCUACCGUAACUCCCUUGAGUGCGGUUGUUAUACCCAAUGGUGGCACUUUGCUCUUUGAAGCUACAUACACUGGUAUGCCCAAGCCAGAGAUUAAAUGGCUACGCAAUGGUCGCGAGAUAAUAGAGAAUGAGGAGACCAUCGUUGAAACAACUGAAACUACAACCACAAUUAAAGUUAUUAAUAUGACGCGGAAGCGUACUGGCAAAUAUGAAGUUUGCGCCAAGAACAAGGUCGGCGAGGCGAAAUCUUCAGGCUCUGUGGUUGUUUCAGACCAAAAGCCAGAUAAGCAAAUAAAGCCUCCUAGGUUUAUACAGCCAUUGGAGCCAAAGUUCUUUGGCGAACAUGAAGUGGCCAUACUCGAAGCAGUUGUUGAUUCGGAACCGAUUUCAUCAUUCCAAUGGUUUGUGCAUAAUGAGCCUAUAAAGAGCUCUAAUGAAUGCCGCAUUGUCAGCCACGCCAACAAAUCGACGCUAUUGAUUGAGGACUUUGAAAAGAAGUUUACGGGCCCAUUUACUUGCCGCGCUGAGAACGUUGGCGGCUCUGUGACCUCUACUGCGACAGUUGAUUUGAUUGAGGCUAUGCCGCAGGAGGAGGUGACUGAAUUUGAAUCGCCACGCUUCAUUGAGGAGCUGGUCGAGCCAGUUGAAGUGAUGGAUGGUGAGGCGCUGCUGUUGACUUGCCAGGUGACGGGCAAGCCCACGCCAAAGGUUAAAUGGUAUCAAAAUAAUGAAAAAAUUAUCGAAACUAAGGAGACGACAAUAUCGCAAGAUGCGCAAGGCAUUUGCCAGCUGCAAAUAACAGAAGUAUUCCCUGAGAACCAGGGCGAAUACAAAUGUGUGGCAAGCAAUAAGAUUGGCAAAAGCGUCACCAAGACAACAGUUAAUAUUCAAGCAUUUGAAUAUAUCCCCGAUUCUGAAAUCACUGGACUCACAGGCUCUGAGGAGGACCUACUUGAUAGAACUAUCUCUAUCGACGAACAAGCACCGAAAAUUGUUAAAAAACUGCCUGAAAAAAUCGAACCCAAAGAGGGUGAACAAGCGAAAUUGGAAGUUAAGGUUAUUGGCAAGCCAAAACCGAAAGUCAAAUGGCUACGUGACGACGAACAGAUAUUCGCAUCUGAAGAAUAUCAAAUCGAAGAUUUCGAAGAUGGCACCUCUGUGCUGGUUAUCAAUCAUGUGUAUCCCGAUGAUAUGGGCACAAUUAGCUUUGAAGCUUACAAUCCAUUGGGAGUUGCAGUAACUACCGCGCUCUUUGCAGUCGAAGGCAUCGUUGGAUCAAAGGAUUAUCGCAAACCAGAAUGGGUUUCUCACAUGGAAGAGAUGCAGGUUGCUCUUAAAGCUGCUAAAUGCUCACCAUCGCUGCUUAAUGAAAUGCGUGACUGUCGUGCCGCCUUAGGUGAAACAGCCAAGUUUACAAUACAAUUUGCAGGCAAUCCCAAGCCAGAUAUACAGUGGUAUUUCAACAAUGUGCAACUUAGGGCAUCUGAAAAGUAUCGCAUGAUAGUGCAGGAAACUGAAGCGACCUUAGAGAUAAUGAAAAUCACAAGUGAUGAUUGUGGUUACUACAAUUGCAAGCUCAUCAAUGAGAUUGGCAUGACAAUGACGCGUGCCAAAUUUGACAUUAGCUCCACAACUACAAUCGAAGAGGAAAAGACCAAAAAGACGACAAUUAAAAAGAAGACAGCCAAAAAGACUGUAGCCAAACGAUCUGGUGCCAGUGAAUCUCGUAGAACCGAAAUUAAAAUAGUGCCAGCUGUCAAGACAGAGACUACAAUGAAUGUGAUUAAAGUCCGACAACCUGUACCCAUACUGGUUGAACAGAGUGGUGUAUCUGAAGUUAUGCAGGUCAAAGAUCGCAAAGUUGCCGAUGCUGAGCAGCGUAGCAAAGUUAUAGAAGAAUACGUAACAUCAGAAGAAGAAGAAGAAGAGCAGGAGGUAGAACAACAUAAAUCUGAAAUACAUAUCGAGCAAAAAUAUACUUCAAGCAAAACUAUACAGCUUACGGAAACAGUUGAGGUCAUACGUAAAAAAAUUACACAGAAAAUUAUAACAAUUGAAGACAUCUACGAGAUAAGUCACCACGAGGAAGUGCAAUGGCUACUCGAGUCAAUUGAGGCCGAAUCUUUUGGCACAAUUGGUGAGGCUGCUCUAAGAGAUUUAGCCACCAUUGGUGUGCUGCUGCGCUAUGGCUGCGAUCAUUUUGAGAUUAUAUAUAUGUAUGAGAAAAAUAUAUUCAUAUCUCUGAAGAAGCCUGAGUCGCAAUCGGCUUUGGUUCAACUAGUCGAGCGCGAGGGACACGAGGAGCUGAUAACACAGAUCUUAAGCGAAUCUUCAAAUGAGGAUGAAACCAUAUUGGCAGCCACUGUGGGUUUUAAGGCGUUCAUCUGCAUGAUACAGACAUGCGAAAUUACCAUUGAGACGGUUAUACGAAAGUUUCAUAGAGAGGACUUUAUAUCGCAUGAUUGGAAAAUCUGUGGAAAGGAGAGAAUAGUAGAGACAUCACAUAUUAUUGAAAGUCACGAGGCUAUAACGCAUAUAAAAAUUGAGGAAACAUUUGUCGAGGAACGCACAAUAGUUGUCGAUGAAGAAACAACAACCACAAAAGUGGAAAAACAAAUCAUACAACAAGAACAAGAACAACAUGUACAAGUACAAGCUGAACAAACUGUGCAAAAGAAAACCAAAACGAAGCUUAAGAAACAUACAGAAACAAUACAAGAACAAGAACAAGAACAAAUCGUACAAACACACGAAGAGAGCAAUAUUAUCGAAACAAUUGAAACACAAGCAAGAGAAUCAAACACUGAAGAUCUACAGAUUGAAACACUUGAGGACAUUCAAGAUCAAUUGACUUAUGAAACACUCACUACGCAAAAUCUUUCUGAGAGCAGGCAGCAAACAAUUGCAGUUGCUGAGACAACUGAACUCUCCACACCGAAACCUAAAGCCACAAAAAUACCAAAACAGAUUUUACCACACAAACAAGUUGCACUCAAUGAGCAAACUGACAGUUUGGAGGAACUGGGUGAGAACGUGGAAGAGCCAAAGUUAGUGAGCAGUAAGCUUAGCGAACAAGUUGAGGUAACUGAAAGACAUGCCGUAUCCGUUAGCGAGACAGGCGCAAAGGAAAUGCCGCAAGAAUUGAAAACUUCGAAAAUUCCCAAGCGUAUUAAAGCCGAGCGCAAGGUAAAGGAAUCUCAACCCUUGUUGGUAGAGGCCACAAGCGUUGAGGAUGCAGUCGACGAAAUCGAGCCACUCAAAACAGCUAAACAAAAAGCACAUGCGGAGUUUAUAGUUUCACAUGAGCUAAGCACUGAAGAGCAGCCCGCCUUGGAUAGCGUAGAGAGCCUUAAAGUCCCCUCGUCUAUAGCCGAGGAAGCUAAGCCCGAGUUUGUAGAGCGUCAAAGUAUUUUAGUCACUGAGUCGCUCAGUCAUGAAACCACUGAUAAGGAAGUAACACAAGCCAAGCCACAAAGCGAACAAAUUCAAGUUAAACUUAGCUCAAAUGUUAGUCUGGACAUUAGCGAAUGUCAGCCAGUUGACUCUAUAGAGCAGCUACAGACCGCUGCUGAAGUCCGUGCUGAGCACGGCUCUACUAGUGUGGAAGAAUUCAAAACUGUUAGCACUACCGAGUCAAAGACAUUGGAAAGUGUCGAUGUACUUGAAACAACAACACAGCCCGCUAAAAUUUUAGCUGAAGUAAGCAUAAAACCUGAGCAGGUGCCAUUGCUGGUGGAGGAAGUUGAGCAACUGGAUACAUUAGGUACUGAACAGCCGGCCAGGCCACACUUGGCUGAGCUGCAGGCUACAAGAGAAUUGGUUGUAACUGAAGGCUUAAUACAAACCACCGCAGAUGCGCAGAGUCCCUCAGAGGAAGGCCUUCCCGCUUUCCAAAUUCAACCUUUUGAAGCGGACUUGCAGCUGGAAACUGAGCAUCAUAUUAUCACCGAGCAGACGCAAAUCGAGGAAGCGCGUCCUGGUGACUUGGAUGUGGUUGUAGGCAAAAGCACUGAUGUCACCGUUGGUCAGACCACAGCACUUACAAUUGGCGAAACACAAGAGACACAUUUAGUGGAAAGCACAGAGCAACUUAUUCCAGAAACUAUGGAGACCACUAAGCCUAUUAAGGAAAGCUUAAGCCAAGCUUUAGCCACUGCAGCUGGUCAAGAAGAAACUACUUAUGAUACAGUAGGCAAAUUGGAUAAACCUGUGGAUGCAAAACAAGCAGGCAACUUAGCAAUAACGGAAGCCGAAGUAGUUGCAGAAACUACAACGCAAACCAUUAAUGAAUCCGAGCAACAGCUGCAGCAAACAGAGCCAGACGUAGUGCAAGCUAAGCUGGACUUUGUGCAACAAAAGGCAUUGGCUGUUAAAGAAGAUACAAGCAUUGAAAAGGAAACUCAACUGCCCCAGGAAGAGACAAAACCAGAACAGACUGCUGUUGAAAAAAUGGACCAAGCAGGCCUGAAGUUGCCCAGCAUUUUGGAAAUGCAGACACAACAAAACACGCUAGAUAUAGCCAAGGAUGAACUUAAGCCAGCUACAGCGAAUGAAGCAUUUGAGCCGCAAGCAAUUGGCGUUACCACACAGCAAAAGCCACUGGAGGGCACCACUGACUUGGAGCUACCAAAGCAAGCUGAAGAAAAAACUCUGAAGCCUAUUAUCGAUGAAAAUCAACAGCCUUUGGAAGUGACUACUGUGCAAAUUAGCGAAACUAGCACAGACUUAAAGGAGGAGCUGCCAAAGCCGGUGCCAACUGUGGCGCCCAGUACAACCGAAGCUUUAACACAAGUUGAGCGCAUGGAGGUCGUAUUAUUGGAGUCCACCAAAGAUCAAGAAGCUGAUGCGAAACCAACGCUGCUGCUGGCGGAAGUGACUCUGCCAGCUCAGAUAGGAACUGACAUAACGGAGCAGGCUUUCUUGGAGACUUUAGAGCCAUAUCAGCAGCCAGCACAACCGUCUGAGCAAACUACUGUCAAAGGACUUAAUCUACUGCAGCCUUUGGAGACAAGCUCUUGCUUACCCUUAGAGCAAGAAACACAAUUACCUGACGAAAUGAAGAGCACAGAGCAAACAGCUACAAUGGGCGAUUUACAAGCAUUACAAGUGGCCAAUAAGACGAGCCCAGAACAAUUGGAAUCGUUGCAAGAGCUGGCAGCGCAACCAGAAACUGAACAGCAGGCCAAAAUCAAUAUUAGCGAAAUGAACUUGGCAGCUAGUGAACAACUAACCUCCUACGAUGCAGUUGAGGAUUAUACAACAAAAACACCAACUGAGGGCCAACUAAGCGGCAUAGAAAUUAUUCCUAACAAAAAUGCUUUAAGCACAACAACAGCGAUAGUAUCUGAGAAGACAGAGGAAUUGCCACUAUCUACUCUAGAUCAAGAAACAGCUAUAACACCCAAAUUGAGUGAUUUUAGCAAAAAGUCUGCGGUAUCAGCUGAGCCAACCAUUAUGGAUCAGCUUGGUACACUUAAUACCGAAACACCGAAAUUGGAAACUAGCCAGUCUGGCUUGACCAGCUUCAAGGACCUUGCAGUAGAAGAAACAAAGACUUUUGAUAAGGAAGAGCUGCUAUCACUUGAAGCCCAACCCACUGAGCAAGUGGUUCAAAUUGCUGUAGACUCGACUACCGGUGCUGUGUUACGCACGCAACAGCCCACAUAUGAAUUGGAAAAGGAUUUAGUAGUACCAGCUGUUACUAUGGAGCAGGCAAAGCCCGCAAACUUGGAACUAUUGAAAUUACCUUUGACAGAAAGUGCGCAAGAACAACAGUCCACUGGCGAUUUAGAUGAUUUCACAGUAAGCAAUAAGUAUGCCACGGCCAGCAUUGAUCUACAAAACGAAACUACUUCAACUGAAGCUAUUGCCUACGAAACUCUACGAUCCUCUGAAGAUAGCAAGCAAAUUGAGUGUGUAGGCACAGAAUCUCUUCUACCACAUGAGCAUACUUUGGUUACAGAGUGCACUGCUCUGCGCAAGGCAGAGGAAUUUACACAAGAACCAGAACGCCAACGAACAGCGCAAGCCACGCAGGAUAGCUUAACAGCAUUACCCGUAGCAGCGGAUCAAAGCACAUUGGAGUCGGAAAUCGCUUUUGACAGUAAACCGUCAACAGAGCUCAAUGCAACAAUUUCACAAGCAAUGCCUGCCCUAUGCACACAAGAAGCUCACGUAGUCAAAGUAUAUGAAACAAUGGGCGAGCCGCUGGAUGAAGACAAGUUCAGCACACAACAAGUCGAAGUUACGCAUGCAAUGGCCCAUGCGCAAAUAACGAAUUUACAGCAAACUGUCGACACUGAAGACGUUUAUCAAACGCCAGCGCAAAUUGUUUCAACUGCUGUUGUAAAUGAAACACCUUCCACUUUGGGCUUGCCGAUACAAUCUGACAUGCAUGCCGUGGAGAAUGUUGACGAAUUUAGUGCUCCAAGAGCAGCUGAAAAAUUGGCUCAAAGCAGUGUAGAGGGUCGAAAUUAUGAGGUUUCUGUUACCGAUAUGCAUAUUGUAGAAGAUGCCGAGCAUAUUCCAAAAUCUGAUCAGCUUAUUGCCCAGGCAACACUGUCUUUUGAUACUAUGUUUAAGGCCACGCCUGAAUCUCAACAGCCAGAAAUUUUCCAUAAGGAAACAGCCAUGAGAGACACCAUUAAUCCGUCUGGCUUGGCCAAGCCGGCAUUAAGUGAUAUGCUCACAUGUACAACAACAACAGAUAUGACACCUUUGGAACCAUCAGAAUAUAUGAAAGACAUUCCAGCCGAUAUACAAAAAGCGCAAAUAUAUCCAUUUAUCAAAUCUGAUGCCGACAAAUUAAACGUACAGCAAGAUGAGGUGAUUCUUGAUAAGGAAGAGACGUUUUCAAUAACUCCUACAGUUGCUUAUGGAAAACCUUUCAUUGAAGGCACAAAUCGCGAAACGCUUGUGUCGGAAACUAUACCAAUUGAAAAUGUUGACAACUUUGAAUUAACAAAACCUAUGGAGACUACAAGUGAAAUACGUACGGAAUCACAAAUACAUAAAACAGUUAUGGAAGUUAAAGCAUAUGAAGAAGCGGUUGACCUUAAGAAUAACGUUGCUGCUCAACAGCAUAUCGCUAAAAUUGGAACUGAUACGGAAACUAACCGCGCUAAACUUACCACGGAGCUCACGCCUUUCAUAAAAGAAGAUAAACUGACGCCCAUGUCUACAGUGAAGGAUGUCGCAAAUGUCUGCAGCAUUGAAAAAGAGUCAAUGAUUACAGAGGAGGUUAUGCUUGUUAGUUCUAUUCAAGAGUCAUACGAUUUUUGCGUGCCUAAAGAUAUGACAGCAAGCAUAACUCAACAUGCCCCAAAUGAAGCAACAAGAAUUAGUGAAGAAAUUGUAUUUGAAAGUUCACCCGAUUUAAAUGUUGAGCCUGACAUAAGCACAUUGUCAAAAAUAAACUUAGCUGAAGAUAAUUUGAAACCAGUCGAAAGCUCUAUUAUUAAUGUUUACGAAAAUGUGGAAGGACAUGGUGAAUUUAAGCCACUUACUGAAACAGCAGCAACGAAAUCCGCUGUUAGCUCUGAUUUGAAGGUUUCGGUUGUGGAAGAAAUAUCUUCUAUGCAAAGCACCGAUGUAAUGCAGAAUAUUGUACUACAAUCAGCGCAGGCAAAACCAGAAAAUAUUACAAAUAAAAAUAUACUUGUUUCUAAACAAGAACCAUGCGAAAAUGUGCAACAUUUGUUGGACGAUAUGUUACCUCACACAGAAAGUGCAUCUCUCGCACCUAUCGACAGAAAAUUUGCUGCGCUGUCUAGUCAACGACAUGAAAAGGGAUCCACACUUGUUAUCAGUAAUGACAAAGUAGACUUUGCAUUUGGCACUCCUAGCAUUACGCCACUUACAGAGUGUAUUAGUGAGCAAACAAGUACCGAAGAACAUGUUGAAAAAUUAGAAAUAAAUAAACCAACAAACCUCACAACUCCAAUCGUCAGUGUAUUACCUAACAUUACAGCCACUACACAGCAAGACGAUGAGCUCAAUUUAACAGAAAGUUUUACCACAACACAAAACCUUAAACAUAUAAAGCCCACAAGGGAGAAAAGUGAACAUAUUUCUCAAUCAAUUAUAUUUGUUUCCGAUAAUAUAAACGAAUUCUUGCCACACGAAAUUGAGCUAUCAAAAAAUGCACAAUGUACGAUUAUACCAAAGCAUGGUAUGCCACAAGUAGAAAUACAUAAUCUUAAAGAUGAUACAAAUAGCUUGGAGUUUCAAACCGAGCUUAAAUUGCAAUCAACUCCAGUGUCAGAGUAUGAAAGCCUUGUUACAGAUUCUUUAAUUGAAACGGUAAAACCAAAUACGGAUACAAAUAAAGCCACAGACACAACACAUACACAAGAACAAACACCAACACAUAUAAACGAUACACACGAAGCUGAAAUUGAGGAAAUUCCUGAAAAAAUUCAAGUUGUAGAAGAGGUAUUAACUGAUGGAAAAACUAAAAAGAAAAAGAUUCGCACACGCGUCGUCAAAAAGGUCAAAGGCGACAAGCAAGAAGUCACCACAAUAGAAACUGUCGAAGAAGAUGACAAACAGCCCGAAACUACUGUGACUGUUGAAGAAAUUCCACUGGAAGAAGCACAAACUAAUGAUAUCAAGGAGCUUCCAGAGGAAAUUCGUGUGGUUGAAACCAUUUCUGAAGACGGCAAGCCUACAAAGAAGAAGAUUCGCACACGCGUCAUCAAGAAGGUCAAGGCCAACAAGCAAGAAGUCACCAAGAUUGAAACUGUCGAAGAAGAUGACAAGCAGCCCGAAACUACUGUUACUGUUGAAGAGAUUCCAUUGGAAGAUAAGCCCGAAAAAAUUACGGAGCUUCCAGAGCAAAUUCGUAUGGUUGAAACCAUUUCUGAAGACGGCAAGCCCACAAAGAAGAAGAUUCGCACACGCGUCAUCAAGAAAGUCAAGGGCAACAAGCAAGAAGUCACCAAGAUUAAAACUUUUGAAGAAGAUGACAAGCAGCCCGAAACUAUUGUUACUGUUGAAGAGGUUCCAUUGGAAGAUAAGCCCGAAGAAAUCACGGAGCUUCCUGAGGAAGUUCGUGUUGUUGAAACCGUUUCUAAAGACGGCAAGCCCAAGAAGAAGAAGAUUAGCACACGCGUUAUCAAGAAGGUUAAGGGCGACAAGCAAGAAGUCACCAAGAUUGAAACUGUCGAAGAAGAUGACAAGCAGCCCGAAACUACUGUUACUGUUGAAGAGGUUCCAUUGGAAGAUAAGCCCGAAGAAAUCAAGGAGCUUCCUGAGGAAGUUCGUGUUGUGGAAACUGUUUCUGAGGACGGCAAGCCCAAGAAGAAGAAGAUUAGCACACGCGUUAUCAAAAAGGUUAAGGGCGACAAGCAAGAAGUCACCAAAAUUGAAACUGUCGAAGAAGAUGACAAGCAGCCCGAAACUCUUCCUGAGGAAAUUCGUGUGGUGGAAACCAUUACUGAAGACGGCAAGCCCAAGAAGAAGAAAAUUCGCACACGCGUGAUCAAGAAGGUUAAGGGCGACAAACAAGAAGUCACCAAGAUCGAAACUGUCGAAGAAGAUGACAAGGAGCCCGAAACCACUGUAACAGUUGAAGAAACUCCAGUGGAGGAAGAUAAGCCUGAAGAAAUCACGGAGCUUCCUGAAGAAAUUCGGGUUGUCGAGACCAUUACUGAAGACGGCAAGCCCAAGAAAAUGAAGAUUCGCACGCGCGUAAUCAAGAAGGUUAAGGGCGACAAACAAGAAGUCACCAAGAUCGAAACUGUAGAAGAAGAUGACAAGCAGCCCGAAACCACUGUUACAGUUGAAGAACUGCCAGUGGAGGAAGAAAAAUCUGAAGAUAUCACGGAGCUUCCUGAGGAAAUUCGUGUGGUGGAGACCAUUACUGAAGACGGCAAGCCCAAGAUGAAGAAGAUUCGCACACGCGUGAUCAAGAAGGUUAAGGGUGACAAGCAAGAAGUUACCAAGAUCGAAACUGUCGAAGAAGAUGACAAGGAGCCCGAAACCACUGUAACAGUUGAAGAAAUGCCAGUGGAGGAAGAAAAACCUGAAGAAAUCACGGAGCUUCCUGAAGAAGUUCGUGUUGUUGAGACCAUUACUGAAGACGGCAAGCCCAAAAAGAAGAUUCGCACACGCGUGAUCAAGAAGGUUAAGGGCGACAAACAAGAAGUCACCAAGAUCGAAACUGUCGAAGAAGAUGACAAGCAGCCCGAAACCACUGUAACAGUUGAAGAAAUGCCAGUGGAGGAAGAAAAACCGGAAGAAAUCACGGAGCUUCCUGAAGAAGUUCGUGUUGUCGAGACCAUUACUGAAGACGGCAAGCCCAAGAAAAAGAUGAUUCGCACACGCGUGAUCAAGAAGGUUAAGGGCGACAAACAAGAAGUCACCAAGAUCGAAACCGUCGAAGAAGAUGACAAGCAGUCUGAAACCACUGUAACAGUUGAAGAACUGCCAGUGGAGGAAGAACAGUCUGAAGAAAUCACGGAACUUCCUGAAGAAAUUCGGGUUGUCGAAACCAUUACUGAAGACGGCAAGCCCAAGAAAAAGAAGAUUCGCACGCGCGUAAUCAAGAAGGUUAAGGGCGACAAACAAGAAGUCACCAAGAUCGAAACUGUCGAAGAAGAUGACAAGCAGCCCGAAACCACUGUAACAGUUGAAGAAAUGCCAGUGGAGGAAGAAAAACCGGAAGAAAUCACGGAGCUUCCUGAAGAAGUUCGUGUUGUUGAGACCAUUACUGAAGACGGCAAGCCCAAAAAGAAGAAGAUUCGCACACGCGUGAUCAAGAAGGUUAAGGGCGACAAACAAAAAAUCACCAAGAUCGAAACUGUCGAAGAAGAUGACAAGCAGCCCGAAACCACUGUAACAGUUGAAGAAAUGCCAGUGGAGGAAGAAAAACCGGAAGAAAUCACGGAGCUUCCUGAAGAAGUUCGUGUUGUUGAGACCAUUACUGAAGACGGCAAGCCCAAAAAGAAGAUGAUUCGCACACGCGUGAUCAAGAAGGUUAAGGGCGACAAACAAGAAGUCACCAAGAUCGAAACCGUCGAAGAAGAUGACAAGCAGCCCGAAACCACUGUAACAGUUGAAGAACUGCCAGUGGGCGAAGAACAGUGUGAAGAAAUAACGGAGCUUCCUGAAGAAGUUCGGGUUGUCGAAACCAUUACUGAAGACGGCAAGCCCAAGAAAAAGAAGAUUCGCACGCGCGUAAUCAAGAAGGUUAAGGGCGACAAACAAGAAGUCACCAAGAUCGAAACUGUCGAAGAAGAUGACAAGCAGCCCGAAACCACUGUAACAGUUGAAGAAAUGCCAGUGGAGGAAGAAAAACCGGAAGAAAUCACGGAGCUUCCUGAGGAAGUUCGUGUUGUUGAGACCAUUACUGAAGACGGCAAGCCCAAAAAGAAGAAGAUUCGCACACGCGUGAUCAAGAAGGUUAAGGGCGACAAACAAGAAGUCACCAAGAUCGAAACCGUCGAAGAAGAUGACAAGCAGCCCGAAACCACUGUCGAUAAUCUUGAUGAAGUCACUACAGUUAAUGUAAUUGAAGAAGAAAAUAAGGAACCUAUUACCAGCGUACAUGUAGAAACAGUUCCUGUCGACGAAACUUCAACCACUCCAAUUCCAAUUGAAGAACUGCCAGAGGAAAUAGUCUUCACUGAAGAGCUUUCUGAUGACAAGAAACCAAAGAAAAAGACAACCAAAACACGUACAUUCAAAAAACAAGGACCAGAAGAUGAGCAAUAUUACCAAAUUCAAACAAUUGAAGAAGAAGGCAAAGAGCCGUAUUCACUUAUUCGCGUAGUGAGCGAUGAUAACAUUGCUGAUAUUAUCGACAUUAGUAAGCUUGACGAUGAACAAGUUCCAAAACAAAAACAAAAACCACACAAACAGAAGGCGGAGAAACCACAACCCCAACACAAAGAUACGGAACACCCAGUAUACAUUACAACAUUCAAGUCUGUUCAAAACGAUGAUGGCGAAACAACAAUUCAAACUGAAAAUAAAAUAAUAUCUGAAGAGGAAGGCAUCAUUGUUGAGGAAAUUCUUAGUGAUACUGAAUCCAAUAAAGAAGACAAUACACACUCAAAUGUUGAAAUUGUUGAAGUCAACGAGCCUACAGACCAAUACAACAAAGAGUACACUAUCACAGAACCCGAAGAUGUAAGUGCAGACAACACCGAACAUACACCAAUUAAAGACAAAAAGACUAGACAGAAACAUAAACAAACACAACCAAAACAAUUCGAACAGAUUGACGAGACAGUAGAAGAAACUGCUGAGUUAGUACCAGCUGAUAAAAAGGGAAAGCCCAAGAAGAAAAAAGUAAUAAAGACAAAAAAAGAUGAAAUGGAUGAAUAUAUUCAAUUUCUUAUACAUCAAGAAAUUCCAAAAACUGUGCUGAACCCGUAUACACGGACAGAUAUGGAGCAACCUCAAAGAGCAAGACGCGACUCAUCUAUUAAGCCAAUGAAACUUACGCCAAUAAAAAUAGAAAAAAUCGAAAUCAAAAAACCGAAGAGGAUUGAAAUAAGUUCUGUUGCCGAAUUUCCGCAAAUGCUUAAACUUAAAGCACCAAAACAGCGACCAAAGGAUGAAAAAACAAAGAAAGCUGGAGAGGGAUCAUUUAAAAAUAAGAAACUUAAGAGCGUUAUAAAGUUUAUUCCUUACGCUCCUUACUGUUUCUCAUACACCGUUACCGAUAUACAAACUAACUGUGAUGUUGGUGAACUUUCACGUAACGUAGAAGAGGCAGAAGAACUCCUGAAACUACGUCCCAAGAAAUUUAAGCAUACGAAGCCUACUAAAGCCGUAUUGGAGCAACCCGAUUUGCCAACGACUGAUGACGAAAAUGUUUUGCCAGAAGAGAACCAAACAAAACCUAAAUACGAACGUACAAAAAAAACCAAGGAUGAAAAGGAGAAAAAUAUUUCGAAACUAAAAAUUGGUAAAGGAAAAAUUCCGGAAAAUGUGGAAAACAUUGAAGAGGUUCAACUCAAGCCAGUUGAAUUUGAUAUUAAGGAUGAGCAAGUUAUUGAAAAGCCGAAAACUGUAGGCAAAGAAAAAGAAACAAUAAAGAAAGACAAGAAACCCAAAAAAGAUGAUGAGAUACUCGGAUUCAAGCCAAUUAAGGAUAUUGACAGCGAUGAAGAGCAAAAGCUUCAAGACUUCAAAUAUGAGCUCAUUGAAUUAGAGCCUGAAAUAAUAAUAGAUGAAGUGGACAACAUUACUCAACCAACUAUUAAAGAGCCUAAAAAGAAACGUAAAAUCAAGGUUAUAACUGCAUCUGAAGAUAAUCUUAUUGAGAUUGUAGAAGUUUCUCCGCUCGAUUGCAAUGUAGAAGACGUGAUAUAUCAAGUGACUAUAACCAGCUCUGAAAUUGAUGAAAAUAGGCCAACGGAAAUGAAACCCUUAAAGAAGAAAGUCAAACGAAUGACUAAAAAGGAAUUGGCUGAGUUUGAAACAGACAUAAGAGAGGAGCCUGAGCAGAAAUUCUAUGAAACCACUAUUUAUGAUUUCUACGAAGUUAAACUUACUGAACUACAACCAGAAAUAGAAACAUCUGAUGAAAAACCAAUGAAGGAGAAGAAGCAUAGAAUUUUGCAUGAAAAGGGGGAUGAAAAACAAAUAUUGGAAAUUGUUGAAAUAACUCCUACGGAAGGCGAAGAGCCAUUAUAUGAGGUAACAAUUAAAUCAAUUGAAAGUUUAGAGGAAAUAGAUUCUCCAAAAACAACUGAUCAACCAAAAUUGAAACCAAAGAAAAUGACGAAAGCUGAUCUUGAUGAUUAUAUUCAAAUGCUAAUCAAUGCAGAGAUUCCAAUCACUGAAUUAGAAAAAUACGAAAAAACUGAUAUUGAUGGUAAGCCGAAGAAACUUAAAAAACAAAAGAGCAAAACCAUCGAGCCUGUUUUCGACGAAGGUGAAUCUUUUGAAAUUGGGCUUACGCAGGAAGAGCCUAAGAAAAUGCCAAAAGAGAAAAAGCAAAAACCAAAGGCUAUUAUAAAGGAGAAAUCAGUGGAUGAAACGCCAACCCCCACUAAACAUGAGGAAUUCACAAUAAAUACACUUGAUUCGCAGAAUAUUCCAGAAGGAUUAUUAGGCGACACAAUAGAGAAACCUCUUCUAAGUGUUGAAGAUAUACUUACUGAUAUAAGUAAGACUCUACCGAUACUUGUAAUAGAAGAAAAUAUUGAAUCUAUUCCAGAAGCUCUCGAAGAUAUUGAUAUACCAGAAACUAAAAUAAUUAAAAAGCGAAAGAUAAAAGCACGGAAGGGAUCAAAGCAGUAUGAAAUUCAAAUAGUAGAAACCCAAGAAAAUGUCGAGGAUGACAAAAUUGCUAACGUUACAGUUAUUACAUUUGAGAGUACUGAUUCAACUAUCGAUAAGCCAAGCAAACAACAACCAGAAAAGGUAAAGAAAACUGUUAAGAAAGUUAAGAAGGAAAACCUCAAGGAGUAUAUUGCAAAUGUUAUCGAUGAGACCCCCACUGUAACUGAUGUUAUGCUUUGUGAAGCCACAUCCACACUUCCAGAUAAGCAACCAUCCGUGGAAGAUGAUACUACAAGUUUCAAAACAAUAGUCUUAGAAGAAGAAGCCGAGAUAUCUAUUGAAGGCUAUGAUAUAUCAGAUAAUAGAGCAAAACCCUCCUCAAAAGACAAAAAAAAGAAAACAAUCAAGCAGAAAGAAGUUAAGGUAAUUGAAGAGUUGCCAAUAACAGAUGUAGAUUUUACUCAGGAAGAAGAAUGCCCAAGUGAACAUAAUGAUGACAAUAAACUUACUUCGCCUGAUUCUUUCUUGGCUGAGGUAACCGAAAAUGAACCAAAGCCUAAGAAAAAAAUACCUAAGCAGAAAGUGGAGAAAAAAGUAUCUAAGCCAAUUUCUGAAUACACUAUCCGUAUUGAAGAACUUGCUCCUGAAACUUCAACAGAACAAAUUAUAAAUGAACAAGGAGAAGAAGUAGAGAAAAUUACUACCAAGAGGAAACUAAAAAAGAAAGAAGGUCCAAAGGAGUAUGUAAUUGAAGUAAUUGAGACUUAUGAAGAAAAUAAGCCUGAUAUGGAGCUAAUUGUCAAGACUAUUGAUGUAACGCCCGACUCAGAAGCUGAGCUUCCUGAAGAACACAAAGUUAAGGUUGUGAAAAAGAAAAAACCUAAAGUAGAGGAUACGGACAGCUAUAUUCAUGAAUUAAUAGAAGAAGAUACUCCGAAAACCGAGCUAGAGUCAUUUGAAGCAACUAUGGUGACAACAACACCAGAGAUCAAGACGCCAAAGAGGACAAAGAAGCAUUACAAAAAGACCACGGAAAUUAUUGACGGUGUUCCACAAACUAUACAUGAGAUUACAAUACAAGAAUUCGAGCAAGUCACAGAGGAGUUACCAGACGAGAAAGAAAUUGAAGUAAUCGAAGAAGAUUUCCAAACAUCCGAGCCAAUUGAAGAUCUUAAAGUUGACGAGUCUUCAGAAAAACCUAAGGAUAAACCAAAAAAAGACAAGAAAUCCAAAGUAAAGGUUACUGAGCAAACACCAGUGAAAAUUGAAAAUAUUGAAGAAGCCAUAGAAGUCGUCAAUGAAGAAGUUGAUGAUGGGUCAACCAAGGAAGUUCAAGUUAAGAAGCGCAAGGUUUUACGAAAGCAAGGUCCCAAAGAGCAAGUUUUUGAAAUAACAGAAAAAACUACUUUUGAUGAACCCUUAGCAGAAGUCACUAUUGUAGAAAUCUUAGAAGAUGAUAAGCCUGAUAAUGUGGAAUUACCAGAAAAGCCAAAGCCUCAAAUUAAGAAACAAAAGAAGAUAAAACGUGUCGUUGAGCCCACACAAUUUGAAGUCAUUGAAGAAGAAAAGGCAGAAGUUGUUGAGAAGACUUCAACUGACGUUACGAAGCCAAAGACAAGAACCUCUAAAACAAAGAAGCCCACUGAAAAGGUCAUGGAGCAUACAAUCCGCAUCGAAGAGCUUGCACCGGAGACUACAGUAGAACAAGUCAUCAAUGAUCAAGGAGAAGAAGUUGAGAAAAUUACAACCAAAAGGAAACUAAAGAAGAAAGAAGGUCCAAAGGAGUAUGUAAUUGAAGUAAUUGAGACUUAUGAAGAAAAUAAGCCUGAUAUGGAGCUAAUUGUCAAGACUAUUGAUGUAACGCCCGACUCAGAAGCUGAGCUUCCUGAAGAACACAAAGUUAAGGUUGUGAAAAAGAAAAAACCUAAAGUAGAGGAUACGGACAGCUAUAUUUAUGAAUUAAUAGAAGAAGAUACUCCGAAAACCGAGCUAGAGUCAUUUGAAGCAACUAUGGUGACAACAACACCAGAGAUCAAGACGCCAAAGAGGACAAAGAAGCAUUACAAAAAGACCACGGAAAUUAUUGACGGUGUUCCACAAACUAUACAUGAGAUUACAAUUCAAGAAUUCGAGCCAGUCACAGAGGAAUUACCAGACGAGAAAGAAAUUGAAGUAAUCGAAGAAGAUUUCCAAACAUCCGAGCCAAUUGAAGAUCUUAAAGUUGACGAGUCUUCAGAAAAACCUAAGGAUAAACCAAAAAAAGACAAGAAAUCCAAAGUAAAGGUUACUGAGCAAACACCAGUGAAAAUUGAAAAUAUUGAAGAAGCCAUAGAAGUCGUCAAUGAAGAAGUCGAUGAUGGGUCAACCAAGGAAGUUCAAGUUAAGAAGCGCAAGGUUUUACGAAAGCAAGGUCCCAAAGAGCAAGUUUUUGAAAUAACAGAAAAAACUACUUUUGAUGAGCCCUUAGCAGAAGUCACUAUUGUAGAAAUCUUAGAAGAUGAUAGGCCUGACAAUGUGGAAAUUCCAGAAAAGCCAAAGCCUCAAAUUAAGAAAAAGACUUCGUUGAAGCCCACACAAUUUGAAGUCAUUGAAGAAGAAAAGGCAGAAGUUGUUGAGAAGACUUCAACUGACGUUACGAAGCCAAAGACAAGAACCUCUAAAACAAAGAAGCCCACUGAAAAGGUCAUGGAGCAUACAAUCCGCAUCGAAGAGCUUGCUCCCGAGACUAUAGUAGAACAAGUCAUUAAUGAGCAAGGAGAAGAAGUCAAACAAGUGAAAACUACGAAGAAGAUUAAAAAGAAGGAAGGACCAAAGGAGUAUUUAAUUGAAAUUACUGAGACUUAUCAAGAAAAUAAGCCAGAGGCAGAUGUGGAAAUAACAACGAUUGAAUUACCUUCCGAUGACGUAACCGCAAUAGAAGAAGAAAAACCAUUGCGUCCAAUUGACAAAGUGAAAAAGAAGAAACCAGUAAAAGAUAAUUUGGAUGACUACAUACAGAAAUUAAUAGAACAGGAAAUAACAAAAACCGAUCUUGAGAAAUAUGAACCAACAGAAAUGGAAUCAAAGCCAAAGCCAACUAAGAAAAAGCCAAAGGCGCAUCACAAAAAGAGUGUUGAAAUUAUCGACGGUUUACCAGUCACAGUGCAUGAAUUUGAUGUUAUUGAACCUGAGUCAGAACCACAAAGCGAAGAAGAGCACCUUACUCUACUAGAUGAUGACAAAGUAUUGUCACUACCAGGAGAAGAGCCUAGUCAAUAUAUCGCAAACGUAUCUGACGAAACUAAAGUUAGUACAACAGAAACCGAGCCCUUGACUGACAUAGACACUAAACCAAUAAAAAAAGAAAAGAAACCCAAAAAACAAAUUGUAGAUGAGGCUCCAAUAAUUUUAGAUGAAAUUCCUGUUUUCAUCGAAACUUUGCAAUUACCGGAUGAGGAAGGUUCACUAAAGGAAGUUACUGUUAAGAAACGCAAGGUAGUAAAAAAAAAUGGUUCUAAGCAAAAUGUUUUUGAAAUAACAGAAACAACGAGUGCAGACCAACCCAUGGCAGAAGUUACUGUUGUCGAUAUUACGGAAGUUGCGAAAACAGAUGCAGAUGAAACAUCAGUACCCGAACAACAACCAUUCAAAAAGGCAAAGAAGGUCAAAAAAGAUGAUGUAGAUCAAUACAUAAUUAAUGUUAUUGACGAGUUUGUGGAGGAAACGUUAGUGAAACUUGCUCCCGACGUUGCUGAGGAUACAAAGGAAGAUAAACCGAAAAAACAUAAAAAAUCUCCAAAGAGAUACACUAUAAGUGAAGAAGAGAAGCCCGAUUAUAAGGAUGAUGCAGUGGAGCAGACAGACGCUGAAACUUUGGAUUCACCCAUUCCAGAAAUGCCCGAAACGUCACCUGAAUUCACUUUUAAUAUUAAAGAGAGUGAUUCAGUUGAAGAAAAGAAACCAAAGAAAACUCCCAAGAAAUCUAAAUCAGAUGUCAUCAAGAAACCAGAUCAGGAUGAGCAUCCAGGGUAUCUUAUAAAGACAUCGUCAGAGGAACCGAAAGAUAUAAUUGAAUUCCGUGAGGAACAGGAAUCAUUAGCUUCUGAACUGGAAGACAAGCCAACUGAGCAGAUAAUUUUCCAUAUAGAAGAAAUUGAGACUAUUCCAGAUGUACCCAAAGAAACUGAAGACAAUAACGAAAGUAAAGAUUUAGUCGUCAAAAAGAGGAAAAUUCGAAAGCAAGUUGGACCGAAGGAGGAAAUUAUUGAAAUUGUCGAAACUGCUAAGGAUGGUAUAACUGAAUUUGAAGUAACUGUUUUGACAGAAGAGCCUUCAGAGCUAAGCGAAGAAACUCUCAAGGAAGAUAAGCCAAAGAAGGUGAAAAAAUCUAAAAAAGUACCUAAAGAUGAUCUACAUGACUAUAUUCAAAAACUCAUCGAACAAGACAUACCAAAAUCUGAGCUUGAAAAAUAUGAGAAAAUAGAUUUCGAUGAGCCAAUCAAAAUUAAAAAGAAACCAACAAAGAAAGUUCAAGCCCCAGAAGAAAUACCAAAGGACGUUUUAGAUGAAGCCUUAAAAGAGGUUAUUCCUGAUGAUAAGCUUUCACCAGUCCCAUCUAAAGAGAAGCAUCAAAUGCAGAUAAGCGUCAAGGAAUAUUCACCAGAGCCAACUGAGCAAAAGCCUUUUGAAAUAACAGUUCUUGAGGAAAUCGUUGAGAAUAAGUCUAUGCCUAAUGAAGAAGGUCAAAUUAAGGUAAAGGAAGUAAAAACAAAGAAAAUAAAACAAAAGAAGGGACCAGAAGAGGUAGUACAUGAUAUUACUGUUGUGCUCGACAAAGAUACAAAUGAAUCUGAAGUCACUAUAAUAACAUCAACUCCGAACGAAACUGAAGGCAAAGAACAAAUUGUAACAAAACAGAAACGUAUAAAGAAACUCAAAAACGACGACGUUGAUGAAUUCAUUCACACAGUAAUUGAGGAAAAUACUCCCAAAGAUGUUCCACUUUGUAUUGAUGUUACUGAAGAAAUCACCCUCGAGCCUAAGAACAAAAAGAAAAUCAAGCAACCCAAGGUAAAGGAAGAACCAUCUUCUCAGGAAAAACCAGUGCCAGACGAUGCGAAUAUAGAAAUUGUAGAAGAAUUACCAAAGGAAGAAGCAAAUAAUGAUGCUAUUGUACAUAUAGAAGAGGAAAUUCCUAUUAUUGAUAAUACUGAGGCGGAAAUUGAACAACCUGAAAUCAAAAAAAUUAUCGAAAAGAAAAAGAAGGCUAAGUCAAAGAUUACUAUCGUGGAAGAGCAACCAGUGGAAGAAACAAGUGAAGCUCCUGCAGAAGUUAUUGAAAAACAAUCAGAUAUUGAGCCAGAUAACAUAGAAUACCAAGUUUCUUUUAAAGAAGAAGAAAUUAUUUCCGAAGAGACGCCGAAGAAAAAGCCCGCAAAGGUUAAACAAGAUGCUGUUCAACCUUUAGAAUCGAAAUACGAAAUUAUUGUAAAAGAAAGCGAUAAAGAGGUGGAACAAUUAGUUCCACUAGAAGUUGAAAUUAUUGAGAGUGAUACUAAGGUUGAGGAAACUACUAAUGAUCUUGGCGAGGUGCACACACAAGUUACUACCAAGCGUAAGAUAAAACGUCCAAAGGGAGAUGCCAAUGAAAUUAUUGAAAUAAUCGAAGUAGUAAGAGAUGAUCAACCAGAUGCGGAAAUCACAAUUGUCGAAUAUGAACCAGAAAAACCAUCAGAUGAAAAACCCAAGGAAACGAAAAAGAAAACAAAGAAAGUUAAAAAAGAUGAUAUUCAUGAUUAUAUACAAAAGCUAAUCGAUAUGGAAACUCCUAUAACCGAAUUGGAAAAAUAUGAGAAAAUAGAAUUUGAGCCAUCAGUGAAAGAUAAGCCAUUCGAUGGCUUUAUUAAGAUGAGCGAAGAAAUUCCAACGGACAAACCAAAGAGGGACAAAAAACAAAAACAAAAAGAAACGUUGAAAACGGAAGAAUCUCCGCAUGAGCAAGUGGCUGAAAUUAGAGUCAUUGAAGAGGAAGCUCCUAUUGAGACACCCAUGCAUGUUGUGGAAAUCAUAGAAGUUCAACCAGACGAAAUACAAAUCGUUGAAAAGAUUAGUGAUGAAGGCAAGCCAGUUCUUGAAAAAACAACAAAACGUUUACUGAAAAAGAAGGGACCGACGGAGGAUACUACGUACAAAAUAACAACAAUUGAAAGCGAGGAUAAUGAUACAGUAACGGUAAUAGUAGAUGAGGAGCUUAAUACUGCUCCAGUAGAAGACAAAGAAACUUCUCCAGAGGAAAUCACAGUGAAGACAAAACCAAAACCGAAAAAGUCACUAAAAAAAGUUAAGAAAGACGAGUUAGAUAAAUAUGUGCAAAAACUGUUAGAGGAAGAAAUACCAAAAACCGAGUAUGAAAAAUAUGAAAAGGUUGAAAUGCCUGAAAAACCAAAGAAACCGAAGACAGAAGAUCGUGCAUCAGAAGAGGUAAAGCCUGAUUCUACAGAACUAAAUUUAGCUGAAACUGACUCAACCAAACCCAAACACAAAAAGACUAAGACCGUUAAGCCACAAACUAUAGGUAGUGAGGAACAUAAGCCGGACGAACCAACACAGACUACAUUAGAGACAGAAGACACUACUGAGUUUACACCAAAUCAAAUUGCACACCCUGAGGACACAGCCACAGCACAAAUUACACCAAGCGCACAUGAUGAAACGCCUACUCAAGAUGACACAAAAGAAACAGUUCAGAAAACAGUAAAACAUAAGAAAGCUAAACCAGACACAGUUAAAAGCGUUGAAACAAGUGAAGCACCAGAAGCUUAUAAGCAUUAUGAUGUGAGCAUAAUCGAGGAAGAGCCUACUGAGGAAGAAGUACAGCCGGAGAAAAUACAUGAAGUUCGAGUUAUCGAUGAAAUUAUCGAGGUCCUAGAGUCCCAGCCUAUAAUAGAGGAAGUGGAAGAAGCAGAAGAGCAACCUACGGCUGAAGAAACAUCUGAUGAUGUCACAAAGCCAAAGACUAAGAAAAAGAAGAUUGCCAAAAAAAAAACCAACGAGCAUGAUGAACUAAUUCAAAAACUACUAGAACAAGAAAUUGAAAAAACAGAAUUGGAGAAAUAUGAGAAGGUUGAGUUUGAUAUUCCCAAGAAGUUGAAACCAGAAUUCGCUAAUCUCGAGCCGAUUAAGAUUGAAAGGAACGAACAGAAGCCGACAAAGCUUACUAUUGUUGAAGCAACUGACGCUCCCAAGGUGGUGAAGCUGAAGCCUAGCAAACGCAAGGAAAAACCAGCAGAAGAGCAAUCUGUACAACUUCCUAAGUUUAGGCUAAAAACGCGAAUGAUUAUGGUUGAAUAUCCUCCAGCUCCGCUUAUUCCAAAACAUACGGAAAUUGGUGCAAUUAAAGAGAAUGGUGAAUUGUCUCGCAAUAUUGAGGAAGCAGAAGAGCUUCUGAAAUUCAAGCCACGCAAAACUAAGAAAAUAAAGAAAAUCAAGGAUGACUUGGAAAAGGUAGAGCUGGAAAAGUAUGAAAAGUACGUUAGUAGCGAUGACGAGCCUGAAGAAAAAACACCUUAUCAGAAACCUGAAAAAGUACCAAAGCCAGAGGAAAUUCCUGAGGAUGUCAAGCUUAAGAUUGGUAAGGGUAAGAAGAAGCCAAAGGACGAGGAACAACCUGAGAACGUUACACUCAAGAAGACACCUCAAAGGCCUAAGGACCAAGAAGAGGAAAUUGAGCAGAAACCAAAGCCAAAAGAGAUCGAAGUUGUCGAGGAACAGAUUUUGCAACCCAAGGAACAAGAAAUUAAACUUGAACCAUUUGAGCCAACUGAAUUUGAGCAUCCCGAAUAUAUACCUGAGGAACUAGAGCAGGUUGAGCACCCGGAGAAGCCAGAAAAACAAAAGAAGCCAACUAAAACAAAGUACAAGCCAAAAGAAAAAUCAAAGCCAGAACAGGAAAUAAACAUAUCAGAAAUUGUGCCAGGCAAGCCAAAAGAAGAAGAACAGUUACCUGAACAAGAAAUCAAGUUCCGCAUUCCUGAAAGUGAAGCACCUGACGAUACUGAAUCUGGCAUUAAAUUAAAACCAAUUGAAAAAGCUCCAAAGGAGACGCCCACUGAUGAGGUUACGGUUAAGACAACUGCAGUGGAGCCUCAGCCUGUUGACGAUGUCACCGAAUUAGAAGAUGUAAAGAAAUCUAAGAAGCAUAAAUCAAAGCCCAAGCAAGAAAAACCUAAAGAAGACUCCACAGAUGAUAAGCCAACAGAUUAUGAAAUAUUAGUUAAGGAAGAGGAGUCUACCAUUGAAAGUCCUGUCGAAAGUGAAGUUCCGAAAGAAGUAAAGAUAAAGGAAAAGAAACCGAAAGAAGUCCCCGUACAAGAUAUUAAAGUUAUCGAAGAAGCUGAACAGUCUGAAGAAGUGCCUGAAGAUAUUCCAUUCGAAUAUAAGAUAACAACUACGGUCUUAGAGCCUGAAGAGUUGCCAAAAGAACAUCAAGUGAAAGUUAUUGACUUUGAUGAGCGGGAAGUAACUACUGAAGAAGUUGUUGAAGAAAAAGUAAUCACCAGAAAGAAAAAACCCAAACCAGAGCAAGUUGAAGAAUUCCAAGUGACACUGCAAGAACUCAAGAGCGAACAAACAGUGCCAGAAGAAGCAUCUGCUGAGGUUUUAAUAACAGAAAGGCAACCUGAGCAACAACUUGAAGAAUUUGAAGUGGAGCUGAAACUGACAGAGCCGGAGCCUCAACAAGUACCUGAGCAGGAAGUUACUCUUAAGAAAAAGUCGAAGAAGAAGCCCAUUCAAGAGGAUGACCAGCUUAAACAUAAAGUGGUCGAAGAAAUCCCAUCCAAACCUAUGGAAGAUGUAACUGAAAUCAUCGAAAAGGUGGAAGAAGAACACGAAAAGCCCACACCUAAGUCAUUUGAGUUCCAAAUAACAGAAACCGAGGCUCCAGAAAAACCGAUUGACAUAAUUGAAGAAAUAGUUGAAGAAAAGCCUUCUCCAAAACCUACUCCUAAAAUAAUUGAAAGCUAUGAUUCUUUCGAAAUAAAGGUUAGCGAAUCUCAAGCCGAAAAAGUCAUUGAAUUACAGAAAGAACAGAUAGAAGAAGAUGUUCCCGAAGAAAUCAAAAUAACUAAAAAACCAAAAGACUCAAGUCCAGUAGAAGCUGAAUUCGUAAUACCUGAGCCAAAGACAGUUGAAGAAUCAAAUGUUGAGGCAGAAAUCAAGCCAAAGAAAACGAAAAAACCAAAGAAAACGGAGGAAGCGGUUACACAAGAGAUCAAAAUCAUGGAGGAGGAUGUCGUAUUGCCCGAAGAAGUGAUAGUUGAAGCUCCACAGGAAAAAAUUGUAGAAGAGGAUAGUGCUCCCAUUGAAACAAAACCAGAAGAAUAUACAAUUCGUGUAUCUGAAACUGAAGCUGUGAAAACAGAGGAACAAUCGGCCGCCGAAUUCACAAUCAAAAAAUCAAAGCCGACUCUUUCUUCUGUUGAAGAGCCAGAAGCUGAAUUUGUACUUAAGGAAACCAAACCAACUGAAGAAGUUUCAGAAGCGGCCGAAAUUAAAACUAAAAAGCCUAAAAAGAAGAUCAAAGAUGUUGAGGCAGAGGAAUUAAAGAUUACAAUCACUGAAGAAAUACCUCAAGAAGUUCCAUUAGUGCAAGAAAUUGAAGAAGUUGUAACAGAAAUUGAGGAGACAGCGGCUUUAGUUGAAGACAAAAUGUAUAAAAUUGGAGUAAAGGAAACUCAACCCGAAAAACCGGUAGAAAAAGUUCUCGCAAAGGAAGAAACUAUUGAGGAGCCUAUUGUUGAAGAGCCAAAGCCAGAAGUAUACGAGGAACACAAAGUCAAAGUCAUCGAAGAAACACCACGUCACGAAGUUGAAGAAAUUGUCGAAGAAGAAGUUAGGGUAACUCGUAAAAAGAAGCCUAAGCCACAAGUUACAGAAGAGCCAGAGGCGGAAGUUAGUAUUCCUACAUCCAGUCCUAUAGACGAAGUAGAAGCAGAGCAGACUGUCUCCAUUGUGCCAGAAAAGCCAUCCGACGAAGAAGCAACAGAGCUUAAAAUAACUGUAAUUGAUGAAAUAUCUCAACCGCAAGAGCUUGUUCAAGAGAUUGAGGAAAUUGAAGAAUCAACUGAGACUUCACCUGAAGAGAAGCCACAUGAUUACAAGUUUAGUAUCAAGGAAUCUGAGAAACCAAAGGAAGCUAUUGAAGAUCUACCCGAAGAGCAGGUUACCAUCAAAUCAAAGAAAAAGAAGGCCCCUGAGAAACAAGUUAUGGAAGAGCCGGAAGCGGUAUUUGAAAUCAAGGCAAAACAACCUGUUGAAGAAGUCACAGAAGAGGCUGUAAUAAAAAAGAAGACAAAGAAACCAAUAAUUCAAGACGAGGCUGCUGCUGAACUUAAGGUGACCGUUACUGAAGAAGUAACUCCGGUAGAAGACGUUGUACAAAUUGUCGAGGAAGUCGAAGAGCAACCACAAGAUAUAUUUGAAGAAAAACCGAAAGAAUACAAAUUCAAAGUAAAAGAAAGUCAUCCUGAAGGUCCAGAAGAAGAAGCGGUUUCCCUACCAAUGAAAAAGCCUAAGCCAGUUAAAGUUGUCGAAGAGCCUGAGGCAGAAGUUACCUUGAAGCCAAAGCCAAUGGUUGAAGAAGUUGUAGAAGAAGCAAAAAUAUCAACUAAGAAGCCGAAAAAGAAGGUUGAUACAGAAGCUGCUGAAGAAUUUACAGUUAAGGUACAAGAAGAAAUUACUCCUGAGCCAAUCAUUGUAGAGGAAGAGGAAGUUGUAGAAGAAAUUCGUGAGAAAAAAUCAGAAACGCAAACAUUGGAAGAAGAAAAAUAUACAGUUAAGGUUCACGAAGAAAUUGUUCCUGAAGAGAACGAGGAAGCAGAAGUUCGCCUACCUAAGAAAAAGCCUAAGCCGGUUGCAAUUGCUGAAGAGCCUGAAGCUGAAAUUACCCUCAAGCCACAGCCAAAGGUUGAACAAGUCGAAGAAGAAGCAAAAAUUACGACGAAGAAACCGAAAAAGAAGGUUGUAGAAGAGGCUGCCGAAGAAGUUACUGUUAAGGUAGAAGAAGAAAUUACUCCAGAGCCAAUAAUCGUAGAGGAAGAAGAUGUUGUAGAAGAAGUUCAACUGGUAAAGCCACCAUCGGAAGAAGAAAUCGAAGAAGCCGUAUUCAAAGCCAAAAAGCCAAAGAAAAUUGAAGAUGAUGAAGUGGCGGCUGAAGUUACUUUGAAGCCUAAGAAACCCAAGACCAAAGAAGUGCAGGAUGAAGAGUUCCAAGUAGAGGUCAAGUUGCCAAUCGAAAAGAAGGUCACUGAAGAAACAUCCGACGAGACUGUACAGCUAAAGAAAAAGAAGAAGCCUCAAAAGGUAGUAGAAGAGGCUGCAGAUGAGCUAAAGCUGCAACAAACUGUUAUUGAAGAAAGACCCAUAGAAGUCGAGGAAGAAGAAAUCAUUGAAGAGGCUAUUGUCAUGCGCAAAAAACCUCAAAAGCCAUUCCAACCGAUAGUCGAGGAUCUUGAGGAAACAGAGUUCAGUCUUUCAUUCAAGAAACCACAUACUAUUAACGAGGGUGUCGAAGAAGCAGCUACUGUACUUAAGAAACGCCCAGUCAGGCCAACCACUAUGGACGAGGCAGCAGCAGAGCUUUCAAUUAAACGACUUGAGGAGGAAUACGAAGAAGGCGAUGAUAUCGAAGAAUUCGUCGUGAGUCAACGAAACAAACCAAAGCAGUUGCAAGUUACAGAAGAAGAAGAUCAAGAAUACACAGUCAAAAAAUUGAAGCGCCGCAAGAAGGUGGAUCUUCCAGAAUUCACCGAUGUUGAAAAUGUUACUUUCCGUGCAAAGACCACAAAAACUAAAGAGGAUGUAGAUCAAGAGUUCAAUAUUGCUCUAGACUCUUAUGCUGAAGAGGAGGUCUCAAUGUCUGGCAAGGUCAAGGUUAAGAAACCAAUAAAGAAAACCUACUCUGAAGCAGCUGAUGAGGCUAAAAUUAAAAUCAUACAAGAUUAUGAUGACGGUGAAGGACCAAUUAUUGAAGAAAUACACGAUGAUGAGGAUACUAUUGAUGAGGUUGAAGAGCCUGAGGAGUAUAUGAUUGAAGAAUUGCCUCCCGAUGAAGUCGACUUCAAGCUGAAACCGAAAAAGCAACCAAAACCAAGCUACUCAGUUCAAGAUGAAGAAGAAGAACAAUUUUUGAUAGGCAUACGUCAUCCAAAACGUGACUCGGUAACCUAUGAUGAAGACUCUUUCACAUUUAAAAAGAAACGCAAAGUCAUUCAACAACUUUUCAAUGAAGAUGGCGCGUCUCUCAACAUUACUCGAGAAAUGGAUGUGGAUGAAUCUACCGUGGAAAAUAUUAUGUACUCCAUUUGCAAUUAUAUUGCGGACAACGAUGAAGCCAUUAAUUUAGUCGAAGGCGAAAAGGUACAGGUUAUUGGACGACAUAGCUCUGAAUGGUGGUAUGUCAAGAAGAGCAUUACCGAGGAGGAAGGCUGGGUGCCUGCACAAUAUCUAAUGGAAACAUCCGAAUAUGCGCAAUAUGUACAAAACAAAUUGCACGAAAAGAUUGACAAGCUGCCCGUAUUUGAACGACCUGGACCUGAAGACAAGCCCAUUGCUCCGCGAUUUAUUGAAAAGCUGCAGCCCAUACACACACCCGAUGGCUAUACCGUACAAUUUGAAUGCAAGGUUGAGGGUAAUCCGAGACCACAAAUAGCGUGGUUCCGUGAAACAGCCAUUAUCAAGCCAUCACAAGACUUCCAGAUGUUUUACGAUGACGACAAUGUUGCCACACUGAUCAUACGUGAAGUUUUCCCUGAAGAUGCAGGCAAAUUUACAUGCGUAGCAAAGAAUGCCGCUGGCUUUACCUCAAGCACAACCGAGCUGAUUGUGGAAAGUCCAUUGUCGGAUCAUGGGUCAGAUGCCACAGCCUUGUCACGUCGCAGCAUGUCGCGCGAAUCGUCCUUGGCGGAUAUACUCGAGGGCAUACCGCCAACAUUCUCACGCAAGCCCAAGGCGCAAUAUGUGGAUGAGGGCACCAAUGUCAUACUCGAGUGCCGCCUCGUUGCCGUGCCUGAGCCAGACGUGGUCUGGACCUUCAAUGGCGAAGAUAUCGAUGAGCAAGAGCUGACAAAUGUACGCAUUGUCACGGAAUCCGAUAUGCAUAUGUAUUGCAGUGUUGUGCACAUAACCAAGGUGAAGAAAUCUCAGGAGGGCACAUACGAAGUGAUUGCAAGCAAUCGCGAGGGCGAAGCUCGUUUGCCCAUUACCCUGAAGGUGCGUACGUCUGACAAGGAAGCUCCACAAAUUCUGGAGCCAUUGCGCAAUAUGGUAAUACGUGAGGGCGAGAGCGUGGUGUUAUCCACACAAAUUGUAGGCAAUCCAGCGCCUAAAGUUACCUGGUAUAAGGACGGCAAGCCCAUUAAGAAUGCCAAAUCGGAUAAGGACUUGCAUACUUUGACGCUGAUAACACCCAAGAAAUCAGAGAAGGGUGAAUAUACCGUAAAGGCAGUUAAUCCCUUGGGCACUGUGGAAACUACAGCCAAUUUAACAAUUGAAGAAGCGAGCAGUGGUAAUGCAGAGCCGCCAUUAUUUGUGGAGCGUUUUGAGGAGCAAUCCGUGCCGCAAAAGGGUGAAAUACGUUUGCCUGCGAAGGUCUCGGGCAAUCCCGUGCCCGAGGUGCAAUGGCUGUUUAACAACACACCCUUGUAUCCCAGCGAACGUGUACAGCAGCGCUAUGAUGGCGAGAAUAUUGAGCUCAUUAUACAGAAUGCCAAUCCAGAAACAGAUUCGGGCGACUACAAGUGCAUUGCCAGCAAUCCCAUUGGUAAGACAUCGCACGGUGCGCGUGUAAUAGUUGAGGUCGACGAAGUAACCUUCACCAAGAAGCUGAAGAAGACAAUUACCAUUGAGGAGGUACAGUCUCUGACACUAGAAUGCGAAACGUCUCAUGUAGUGACGACAAAGUGGUUCUUCAAUGGCAAGGAGCUAAGCGGCAUGGAUCAUCGUGUGGUCGUUGAGGAUGGCAAGAUACACAAGCUGGUUAUCAGAAAUACAACCCUAAGAGAUUCCGGUACCUAUGUCUGCAAGGUGAAGAAACAGGAGACGCAAUCUACGGUCGAAGUGCUGCAACGCAAGCCAGACUUUACCAAAAUGCUGGAGGACUAUGAGGUUACUGAAAAAGACACAGCUAUACUUGAUGUAGAGCUAACUACUGAAGCUGUUGAGGUAACCUGGUACAAGGAUGGUGAGAAGAUAACACCAGAAAGUAAAAACUGCGAGUUUAUCAAGGACGGCAAAUCCAGACGCUUGGUCAUCAGAGAUACAACCAUACAUGAUGAAGGCGAAUACACAUGCAAGGUGGAUGAUCAGUCCUGCAGUUGCGAGCUGGUAGUAAUUGAGCUACCGCCUGAGAUUGUAAAACCUCUGGAAGAUGUAUGCGUAACCAAGGGCGAAACGGCCAGCUUUGUCUUGGAGCUCAGCAAGGGUGAUGCCUUGGUCAAAUGGUUUAAGAAUGGCAAAGAGCUGAAGUUCAACGAGCGCAUACAACUUACAAUUGAUGGUAAGAAGCAAACAUUGCGCAUACUGAAAGCCAAACCCGAAGACAUUGCCGAGUACUCCAUACAAGUGGGCGAACAGACUUCAAAGGCCAAGCUGCAGGUAGAGGAGCCAUUGGUGGACUUUGUAGUGCGUCUGCCAGACGUCAGUUUGGCUACCAAGACCAACGAUGCUGAGUUCAAUGUGGAGCUCUCACAACCUGAUGUAGAGCUUACCUGGUACAAAAAGGGCAAGCCCAUUAAGCCGAACAAAAAGCAUGAGGUCUUUGUUGAGGGCACUGUAAGACGUUUGGUUAUACACGAUGCCAGUGAUGAGGAUGCGGGUGAAAUAAGCUGCACGGCAGCAAAUGUCACCAGCAGCACUAAACUGUGUGUUGAAGAACUGAAAAUGCCACCAGUGAUUACAUCCGACAAGCAGCAAACCGUUAAGGUAAAGGAGAAUGAAGAUGUUACCUUUACUGUUAAGUACACGGCUGCUCCCGAGCCAGAGGCUGAGUGGACCACGGGCAAGGUUGUCAUACCCAAGUCAAAGCACACAAUACCCACAAUAGACGAACAAUCGGCUACAUUGACAAUUAAAAAGGUUGUCGACGCUGAUGAGGGCGAGUACACAGUGAAGUUGGUGAAUCCCGUGGGUGAGGCAGAAGCCAGUUUACAUUUGGUUAUAAUGCGCAAACCCACGGCACCGGGCACACCACAGCCUUUGGAGGUGAUGCAUGAUUCCAUAACGCUGUACUGGAAGGCGCCUGAAGAUGAUGGUAAUGCCGAAAUUACUGAGUACAUUUUGGAAUACCAUGAUGUGAAGACAGAAAAAUGGACUGAGAUACGCAAGAUUAAGGACACAACCUAUACAAUAAGCAAGCUGAAAAUUGACACGGAGUACGUAUUCCGUUCCAUCGCUGUCAAUGAGGUGGGUCCAUCACCACCCUCACCAGUAUCAGCGCCCAUACGUUUGAUGCCCAAGGUGCAAAAUGAAGCACCAAGCGUACGGGAACCGCUGCAGGAUACGAUCAGUGAGCUAAACAAGGAAGUAACGCUAUCCUGUGUAUUUGGUGGCAUACCCGAGCCGACUGUGACAUGGAAAAAGAAUGGCGUAGCCUUUGAGUCGAGCAGCCUGCGCUAUGAGAAACGUGUGGCCAAAUAUAUAAUUGAAAAGACAACAAUUGAGACUGAAGCGAGCUAUACGUGUGUGGCAACAAAUGAGAAGGGCUCGGUGGAGACGACGUGCAGACUGAAACUGCUGCAGAAACCAAGCAUAGACAUUGAGGACAAGUAUUUGUCACAAAAAUUGCGCACAGGCAGCACACUGACCAUUCCAGCAACAGUACGUGGCUAUCCACAGCCGACAGUCAGUUGGCAGAAGGACACUGUCGAGCAGACAACCAGCAAGGAGAUUAGCAUUGAGACAACAGAGACUAGCUCGACGUAUAGCGUUAAGAAGCUCACACGUGAGCAUUCCGGACGUUAUAAGGUGACGGCCACAAAUGAAACGGGCUCCACGUAUACGGAAUGCACAGUACAGGUGAUUGACAAGCCAAGCAGACCGCUCUCACUGGAGAUUAAGGACAUUAAGAAGGAUUCCAUUACGUUGGAAUGGACACCGCCCAUUGACGAUGGCGGCAUGGACAUCAACAAGUACAUACUAGAGAAAUGCGAUGUGCAAAACAAAAUCUGGAUGAAGGUAUCGGACUUCGAUAAGGAAAUCAACUCGUAUGCUGUGCAAAAGUUAUCCAUGAAUGCCCAAUACAUGUUCCGUGUAGUCGCCAGUAACCCGAUUGGUGAAUCCGAACCCACAGAAAGUGAGACUGUUACAAUAACCCGCAAGUUUGAGAAACCCUCACCGCCAUGUGGGCCAACCACUGUAUCUGGCAUGAAUGACACUUCAUUCAACUUGGCCUGGCAGCCAUCGGAGAGCGAUGGUGGCUCCAAGAUAAUCGAAUACAUUGUGGAAAUAAGGGAAGAGACUGAAACCAUUUAUCGCUCAGUGGGCAUCACAAGCGGCACUGUAACCAACAUACAUGUCGAUAAAGUGAAACGCAACAAGGGCUAUAUGUUCCGUAUCUAUGCCAGAAAUGAAGUUGGCACCAGCGAAGCGUACGAGACAACAGAGAAAAUUGUUGUAACACGUACAAUAACGCCACCAUCACCGCCACAAAAUCUGAGAGCGCCGGACAUAACAAGUCGCAGCGUUACACUCGAUUGGGAGGUGCCGGCUAGAAAUGGAGGCUCUGAAAUUACAGGCUACUGCGUGGAGAAACGUUCCUCAACAUCGAGCAGCUGGACAAAGGUCAUCACAUUGGAUGCCCAUCAGCUGCACUAUACUAUUGACAAUCUGAAAGACAAGUGCGAGUAUUGGUUCCGUGUGUCAGCGGAGAAUGAGGCUGGUUUAGGUGCACCAGCCGUCAGCGAGAGCAUUUCGCUCAAGACACAUGCAACUGUACCAUCGCCACCGACGGCACCGCUGGAAGCGCGUGUUAUUGCCGCGAAUGCACACGUAUUUGAAUGGGGCAUACCCGAGUCAGAUGGUGGUGCGCCACUGCUGGGUUAUCACAUUGCCAUACGUGACAUGAAGAAGUCCAUGUGGAUUGAGGUAGGUCGCGUGCCCGCCGGUGUGCAGAAAUUCCAAAUCAGAGACUUGCAAGAGAAUCACGAGUACAUGAUACGCAUAUUGGCCAAGAACGAAAUCGGUUUGAGUGAACCGCUAGAAUCGGAAGAGCCCUACAAGGUUAUGACAGCAGGACAUGCUAGUCUGCCUGAUGAGCCGCGCACGGAAAUGAGCACGUGCAAUACUUCCUCGUGGCUGCGAGAUCAUAAUAUGGAUGCUGAUAUACAUUCAUAUGCGCGUGGUCGUCUGUUACAGCGCGAUGAGUACUUCUUCCGUCUCUUUGCGCAAAUGCCCAAAUCGAAGAAGAAGAAGAACUCUAAGUAGACAACGAAACAAUUACUUUAGCCUUUUAGAUUCUAAGCAUAUUUCAAUUUCUAUAUAUUUCUAUUUCAUUUGAUUUUAAGCUUUUUGUACUAUCUCUCUUUUUCUCAUGCUGUAAAGAUGCUGUAAUGUCAUUUGCUAACAGCAAAGCGAUGUUCACGCUCAACUUGUGCACCCAAGUGCGAGCGAAGACAAACUGAAGUCCGCAAGUUUGCGCGUGAACGUGGCUUAAAGCUGUUUUAACCAAAGGUGCAAGGCAAACAUUACAUAUUCUAUAAUUAAAUUACGUUUUUUGUUUUGCUUAAUAUGUUUUUAAUUUAUAAUUUCAAUGCUUUAAUUUUAUAAGCUGUGAUAAAGUAUAGCUAUCGAACGAUCAGAAUAUAGUCAUAAAUUUUGCUGCUCAAGUGCAAGCACCACGUGUAUCGGGCUAAAGCGUUGCACAGUUACCAACAACAAGCAACGUAACCACUCGGGAGACAAACAACAAACAAUGGUGCAAUAUGUUUAUGAGUUAUGUUGCAUUGUGCAUUGCUUUAGCCUUUGCCGUUGUGUGCUGCAAUUUUGAGAGGCAAACAAUUUAUGGCUUAUAGCAAGGGUUACAUACUUAUAUAUUGUGCAAUACCUACUAUAUGAAUAAAAAUUC
Molecule: messenger RNA, 52288 nt
Organism: Drosophila busckii
Lineage: Eukaryota; Metazoa; Arthropoda; Insecta; Diptera; Drosophilidae
Product: titin
Molecular function (GO): protein binding
Source: RefSeq, a predicted model, not a curated record